Messenger RNA from Pelobates cultripes (western spadefoot toad), 62661 nucleotides. The record is from the annotation of a GenBank genome assembly. Lineage: Eukaryota; Metazoa; Chordata; Amphibia; Anura; Pelobatidae.
AUGAAAGGCAGCACCAGAAAUAAGGAUCAAUCUAAUGAAGGAGAAGGAACUGGAAAACGACCAAAGAGAAAAUGCCUUCAGUGGCAUCCACUACUCGCUAACAAAAUUCUUGACUUUUCUGAAGAUGAAGACGACGACGAUGAGGAGGAAGAUAUUGAAAAGGUAAAUUCUACACAGCUUACCCUUUUAUUUGAUCUGUUUUAGAUGCAUAUGUUGUUUUAAAGGAAAAUGCUAAUUUGAAAAAAAUCUAUACAUUCAUUUUAUCUUUUUUUAUUUUUUUAUUAUUAUAAUGUUCCCUAAACUCUUUAGAUUACGACAACUCCACUAUUUUAUUAUUGAAUGAGUUACAAAUUGGUUAAACUCACUUUUAUUCCAGUUUAGGAGAGUAUAUUUGCUGUAGCUCUGCACGUUAGUGACACACGUGAUCAGCAUCUUCACUUGCAGGCAGCGCUGUGAAUGCUUCUGUAAGAAGAAUUCUGUGGGCUUAAUGUGAAUUUGUCCCUACCCUCCCCAAUGCCUGCCAACUGUGCCUUCCCUAUUUGCAUCAUAUUUUACACUCUAUUUCCCUUCUUAUUUUCAACCCCCCCAAACCAAUCCCUCUUUGCCCCCCACAUGCUCUUCCUCUGCACUGUUAUGCCGUGGAAGGACUUUAGGGCAAUAUGAGCUGUCACUGCAUACCCAGUGUAGUGUUCACUGCUUCUAAAAGAAAAGCAUUGGAUUCAAUGCUUCUCUAUCAUGUGCCCAUGGUUCAGCAAUGAUUCUUCAUGAGAAGCAUUUGAUUGGACCUCAGCCAGGAUCCAGUAAUGCUGCCUGAAAAGGCAUACAUUAUAAUGUAUAUAUCACUUAAAAUAUAAACAAUUUGAAAACUUGUGUUUCCCUUUACAAAUCCUACCCUGAAUUAUACCUUUAAAGUGAUACUCUAAGCAAAACUAAAUUGUGCCAUUAUGUAUGUGGAUUCUGCAAAUAUAUUUAGUUGAAAUUGUAGGAUGAAAUUAAAUCAUCUUGGUUAAAGAAAAUGUUGUUGGUUGUUCACGUCAUAUUCAAAGUCACAUUGUGGUAUGAUCUUACCCUGUCUAGCUUAGUAAAAGUCAGAAAGAUUUCAAAAAUAGCCAUAUUUCGAAUAUUGAUCAUGAGUCUCCCCCCCCCCUUUUAUUAAAUAUCCUCAUCCAUUGGUUCCAUUAUUUAUUUUAAACAUUUUUAUUAUUAUCAUUAUUAUAUUUAUAUAGCGUCAACAAAUUCUGUAGCGCUUUACAAUGGGUGGGCUAACAAACAUGUAAUUGUAACAAAACAAGUUUGACACACAAAAACAGAGGGGUUGAGAGCCCUGCUCAAUGGGGGAAAGUGACACAAAAGUAGUAAUGUCCUGAACGGUUCGCCGCAGACGGCGAACAUAUGCGCUGUUUGGUCCGCCCCCUAUUCGUCAUCAUUGAGUAAACUUUGACCCUGUACCUCACAGUCAGCAGACACAUUCCAGCCAAUCAGCAGCAGACCCUCCCUCCCAGACCCUCCCGCAUAUGUUCGCCGUCCGUGGCGAACCGUUCGGGACAUCACUACACAAAAGGUAAGGGAAGUAUUAGGGAAGUAGAUUGGUAGAAUAGUAUUCAAUGAAGACUUAGUGGGUUUGUUUUUUUUUAGCCACUAACAGUUUAAUUGAUAUGCUUUAAUUCAGUGUUUCCCAACCCAGUCCUCAAGGCACACCUGCCAGUCCAGGAUUUAGGGAUUACCCAAUUGUGUCAGAGGUGGGAGUACAAACAGAAGAUAGACACAGGUCUUCGGCAGAGCUUGGGGGCUAGACAGGACAUACUUGUGUAUUAGGGAGGAUAGAUAAGUAGGAGUAGCAUUAUGUAGAGAUUUGAAAGCAAGAACCAUCAUUUUAUAUUGAGCCCUAUAUCUUACGGGAAGCCAAUGCAGAGACUGACAGAGGGGUGAGCUGUGGGAGGUGUGGCUGGACAGGAUGAUGAGCCUCGCCGCCGGAUUCAUUAUAGACUGCAAUGGGGUAAGUUGGGAACACGUAAGACCAGUGAGAAGCGGAUUGCAGUAGUCAAGGCGAGAAAGUACAGUGGCAUGGACCAGCACCUCAGUCGCAUCUGGCGUUAAGUAGGGGCGGAUGCGCACAAUGUUUUUGAGAUGGAAGCAGCAGGAAUUGGAGAUAGACUGAACAUGAGGGGUGAAGGAGAGGUCAGAGUCAAAGAGAACACCUAGGCAACGAACCUGCGUGGUGGAUCUGAUGGUAGCAACAUUAACGUGGACGGAGACAGAAACUGGAGUAGCUACACUUGAGGAAGGAAAGACCAGAAGCUUGACUUAAGGAAAUGGGCAGCCACCCCGUUAGAAAUAGCAGAGAGGCAGUCAGAGACACUAGUAAAGAGGGACGGGGAGAGAUCAGGGGAUUACAGAUAGAUUUGCGUGUUAUCUGCAUAGAAGUGAUAUUGGAAGCAAAAAUGGUCAGAAUUGUGGCAACUGACAUUUAAUGUGGAUAAGUGCAAGAUAAUGCAUCUUGGAUGUAAAAACCCAAGGGCAGAGUACAGAAUAUUUGAUAGAGUCCUAACCUCAACAUCUGAGGAAAGGGAUUUAGAGGUGAUUAUUUCUGAUGACUUAAAGGUAGGCAGACAAUGUAAUAGAGCAGCAGGAAAUGCUAGCAGAAUGCUUGGUUGUAUAGGGAGAGGUAUUAGCAGUAGAAAGAGGGAAGUGCUCAUGCCAUUUUACAGAACACUGGUGAGACCUCACUUGGAGUAUUGUACACAGUACUGGAGACCGUAUCUUCAGAAGGAUAUUGAUACCUUAGAGAGGGUUCAGAGAAGGGCUACUAAACUGGUUCAUGGAUUGCGGGAUAAAACUUACCAGGAAAGGUUAAAGGAUCUUAACAUGUAUAGCUUGGAGGAAAGACGAGACAGGGGGGAUAUGAUAGAAACAUUUAAAUAUAUAAAGGGAAUCAACACAGUAAAGGAGGAGACUAUAUUUAAAAGAAGAAAAACUACCACAACAAGAGGACAUAGUCUUAAAUUAGAGGGACAAAGGUUUAAAAAUAAUAUCAGGAAGUAUUACUUUACUGAGAGGGUAGUGGAUGCAUGGAAUAGCCUUCCAGCUGAAGUGGUAGAGGUUAACACAGUAAAGGAGUUUAAGCAUGCGUGGGAUAGGCAUAAGGCUAUCCUAACUAUAAGAUAAGGCCAGGGACUAAUGAAAGUAUUUAGAAAAUUGGGCAGACUAGAUGGGCCGAAUGGUUCUUAUCUGCCGUCACAUUCUAUGUUUCUAUGACCUGAUGAAUUUACCAAGGGAGGCAGUAUAGAUCGAGAACAGUAGGGAACGAAGGACUGAACCUUCAAGGACACCAAUAGAGAGAGGUUGUGAGAAAGAGGCAGAGCCAGAAAAUGAAAUGCUAAAAGAGCGCUGGGUGAGGUAGGAGGAGCACCAGGAGAGAGCAAUAUCUCAUAGACCGAGAUUACGGAGGAUGAGAAAAAGCUGUUGAUGAUCAACAGUAUCAAAAGCAGCGGAAAGGUCAAGGAGAAUUAGGAAAGAGUAGUGACCAUGAGAUUUUGCAGCGAGUAGAUAGUUUAAUACUUUGGUCAGAGCUGUUUCCACAGAGUGCUGAAGUGGGUCGAGCAGAGAAUUGGACUCAAGGAAGUUUGUCAAUCUCACAUACACAAGUCUUUCGAGGAUCUUGGACGCAAAAGGCAGUAGCGAGAUAGGGCGGUAGUUGGGACGGGGAGUUAGGGUCAAGGUUGGGCUUUUUUUUAAUCUGGGUUACAGUUGCAUGUUUGAAGGGUAAUGGAAAUAUGACAGAGGAGACGGAGAGAUUGAGAAUUUUAGUGAGAGGCAAAAUGAUGCGAAGGAAUAGGAUCAAGGGAACAGGUGGUGGGGCAGGAGGACCGGAGCAGAUCAGAAACCUCUUCCGCUGUAGCGGGUGCGAUUGAGCAUAGAUAGUGAGGUUGGGGGAAGUAUUGUAAGUGGAAGGAGAGAGAUGAGAGAUAUCUUCCCUGAUUGUAGAGAUCUUGUCAGUAAAGUGAGUUGCAAAGUUUGUGGCGGUUAAGUCAGUAGGAGGAGAAGGAGCAACAGGGCAAAGAAGAUGAAAGAGCCAAGCUGUAAGGGCGCAGUAUAAAUGUAUAGUGGAGAAAGUCAGAUGAAGAGUGAGACUUCCUCCAGCAGCGUUCAGCAGUUCUGGAGCAUAUUUGAAGGUGUAGAGUCAGCUUGGUGUGCCAGGUUGCAGUUGAGGGUGCUUGCUGCGUUUAAGUGUAGCAGGUGCCAUGAUGUCUAGUUGAGCGAAGAGGGUGGAAUUAUAGAAGGAGAUUGCAGAGCUAGGGCAAGUUUGAGAUAGGUAAAAUGAGCGAGGUUUGAGAUAGGUAAAAUGAGAGUUUGGAGGUUAGUGGAGAAGUUCUCUAGGUCAAGACAUAGAAGUUUUCUGUGAUAUUGAUGUGCAGAGAGUGGUGUCAGUUGGGUCCUGGGUCUGCUGAUAAAAUAAGCAGAUGGCCAGAUAGAGGAAAGGAAAUAUUAGAGAGAUUAGAGGCGGUACAGAGGUUGGUGAAGGCAAGUUCAAGAGUGUUUCCCACUGAAUGGGUUGCAGAAUUAGACCACUGCAUGAGGCCAAAGGAGGAGGUUACAGAUAGCUGGCGAGAGGCAUUAGUGCAGUUGGGGUUGUUGAUUGGGAUGUUGAAAUAUCCAAGUAUAAGGGAAGGAGUGCAUGAGGAGAGGAAGUGAGGUAGUCAGGAGGAAAGGUGCUCAAUAAAUAGCCUGGGGAGGGGACGGGGGGGCAGUAGAUGAUAGCAAUUCUUAAAGGAAUUGGUUUAAAUAGGCAGACAGUGUGAACUUCAGUGGAAUUAAAAGAUAGAGGUAGGGCAGGGGAGAUUGGUUGAAAGGUACAUUGAGGGGAGAGAAGGAUACCUACACCACCUCCUUUACAGUUGUGGAGUGUGGGAGAAUUGUAGCCCACUAAAACAUAAUGAGGCAGGAGUAGCACUAUCAGAGGGGGAAAGCCAGGUCUCCAUGAGUGCUAGUAGUGUGAGUGAGUUUGAGAGGAAAAGGUUGUGCAUGGCUGUUCAUUUCAGAUUGCUGCAGACGGAGCGGGCAUUCCAGAGUGCACAUUGGCUGUUGGCAAAUGAGGGUAAAGGGCAGGGUAUGUAUGGUUUCUGGUUGUCUUAGUGUGUGCAGAGGAGGCGAGGGGCCCUGAGUUGGGAGAGAAAUCACUAGCUGCUAGAAGAAGGAGGAGAGAUAGUGACAGGAGGUUUGAGUGUUUUUUUUUUUUUACUUUUAAUUCAAACUUUUUUUUAAUGUGGUGACAAGCACAGGCCAGACACCACAUAAUUAACCAUCAUGCCGCUGAGGGUUUUUAACUAUUUACCUGCUGUCCAUUUAUGCUGCCAUCUGCUAAAUAUUACUUCAAAUGAUCAAUUCAAUUCCAAAAAAGUUAUUUACGAUUCUGCAUGCUGUUGGCCGGAUGCAUUAAAUCCCAAAUAUUAAUAUCAAUGCUUUGUGAAUCUUCCGAAGCUUAAACUUUGUAUAGGGUUUAGAUUUUAUUCCGGACACCGAAUGAAUCUGAUUGCUGCAGUUUCCCUUGGGCCAAUUGUGUUAGGCUUUAGCAAAAUAUGAAAAUUGCCAUUGAGAUAGCAAUUUAGACAUUUUCACCAGUGUUCAUCUAGUGAAUAUACCCUGGUUGUUUUUUUGUCACAUCUGCUGUAUGUGACACCAAUCUAUUUCUACUUCUACAUAAAUAUUUCUGUAAUAUGCAUCUAAAAAGCAAGAUUUGAAUAAUACAAAUUUCUUUUUAGUCUUCAUUACAUUUUAAUUUUUUAUGCAAAAAAUAUGAGCUUAGCAGCGGUUCAAUGCUUACUUUCGAACACUAGUUUAAAGGUCUAUCCAGCAUUACUGUCCUUACUGUCACUACUCUGCGUAUCACAAGCUGCCUAGCAUCCUAUUUUAAAAAUAAAAUAAAAAGAACCUGCAAAAAAAAAAAAAAACACGUAUAGAGUGCCAAGAAACAUUUAGCACAUCAGCAUGAUGUGCCAAAGAUCAAAGCAUCAUGCUUGAUGGUCUGUGGUCCAAUCCAAUGCUUCUCAUUGCGCGUGUAUGGUGCAAGCACAAUUAUCACCACGCUUCGCCAAUCCAGUGGUUCUUGUAGAAAAGCAUUCCAUCCAGGGCUUCUCAAUGGAAGGCCUUGCUGUAUUAUGCUGUAUGUUGUGGCGCUGAACAGUAACACCUUUAAAAAUCAAGGGUCUUAAAGGGAAACUAUACGUCAAGGAAAACAAAGUUGUUUUCCUAGCAGUAUCGCUUCCUAUAGUGCUUCCCUCCGUUGUUAAAAAACAUUUUUGUCACUUACCUAAAUCCAUCGCUGAUGUCAGCCGGCAGGAGAGACCUAAUGCGCAUGGAUUGCAAUGGCUGCACUUGCAUUAGUAUUUCCUAUGAGGUUUUGCAUAACGCUAGAUCAAAAGUCCCCUAAUAAACAGAAAGUCCCUCUAGUGGCUGUCUGGUAGAUAGCCACUGGGGGUGGAGUUUACACUAAAAUGUAAUAAUUGCAGUUUAUUAAAAACUGCAAUAAUUUCCUAUGUAGGGGUAAGGGAUCUGAGAAACAGCACCCAGAACAGCUCAAUGAGCUGGAAUGGUCUGUGUGACUCGAGUGUCCCUUUAAGGAUUAAGUACUUAUUGUUGCUUACUUCCAGACAGCCACUAGGAAUAUGUUGCGACGAAAAGUAAACAAAAUAUCUCUUCAAUUGUAAUAGAUAUUAAAGAACAACAAAUUAUGUAAAUGUAGAAAAACUCUGAAAAGUAGAAACAAAGGGAGUUUUGUGUUUUGUUUUUAUUAAAAAUUUAAUUUUAACACAUGUUCCCCAACACAUCAGACAAAUGCUGGAGGUGUGACUCGGAGAGGAGAACCAUGUUACACAUCUGGUGGGACUGCGCAAUAAUUAGACCCUUCUGGGAAGAGAUAACUAGGCUAAUCUCUGACGUUCUGAAACAACCAAUAUAGGCAUUCGCAGAAUUUUUUCUCCUGUUUAUGUUCCCAGAAUACAUGAAUAAACGUCAAGGGACCUUGGCAUUUCACAUACUGAUAGCCACAAAUUAGUGGUGAUGAGGGCUCACUCGCGCUCAUCACCACUAUGCCCCACAGGGGUACACAUAGCCGCCAACUUCUAUUUUCUACUCUCUCUCUACCUCUUGCUUUUCUACUAUUCUACUUUCUGUCCCCUAAUCCAGCAGCGCUGGGUUACCCCAAAAAAAAUGUGUUCUCCAGGGUGAGGAAGCACAUGAACAUUUCAGAACCCAAGGGUUUGCCUAAAAUUGGCCUUGUGUGCACAUCCCUAACCAUGGUGCUAUGUGGUCAGCAGGGAAAAGCGACAAAGGAACCGGUUGCGCACCACGUAAUAAACAAAUGUGUUAAAAAUAUGUAGCCUGUUCCACAAAUGUAUCUAACAUUGUAAAGCACAGAAUAAGUGGCUUAACCUGUUCCGUCAUUAUGAAAACGAUGUAUCUCUUUGGAUGCAUAUGCUUUAACCCUGUAAUUCUGUUUAUGUUUAAGUUUACGUUUUUGCAUAUGUAUAAGCCUUGGUGUUUACAUGACUCUGUCUCCAAUAUGUACCUGAAUCACCGGAAUAAAGAAAUAAAGAAUAAAAAAAAUAAUUUUAAUCGAUUGUAAUCUAAUAGCCAAAUGUAAUAAAAAUAUCUGAUUUGGAAAAAAUGUCAUUCAGAUACAGUCUAAGCAUAGGUAUUUUUUCGUGAAUUGUGUGGUUCACAGUUGAUUUCACUAAAACAGAAAGUUUUUCCGUGCUAUUUUAGCAUUUUUUUUUGUAUUUUCCUCAUCGAUUCUCCACAUUUCCCUUUGGAAAGGGUAAACCAAAUGUAUAUUAUAACUAAUCCAAUGGUCAUCUACACAAUCUCACAAUGCACUAAUGGAGAUUUAUUAAAUAGGACAUUACAAAAUGUAAAAUCAAAUUUAUAGCCUAGCUUAAUAUUGCAUCUCAGGGCUGCGCAAUAUAAGCAUAAGAUGCAAUAGUGUUAUUUUAUGUACUGCCUGUUCAUGAGCUGCAUUUUCCAAGAUAAUUUUAAAAGAUGCAUUUAGUGGUUUAAGAUCAUGUGAUCUAUUUGGUUGUGUACCAAGACCAUAAUGAAUCAGCUUUAUAUCACUGUGUAUUGGUUCAGUCGGUUUUGGAUGUGAUUAAUAUGGGCAGAUUAACAAACAUCCCUCUUGAUAACCUAUGUGAUUUUGCAAAUAAUUCAAAAUAAAAGCAAUGCAAAAGGAUUUAUGAAACAUCAAAUACUGGAUUUAAAUAAACCUCUUUUAAUUGAAGAUCUGGCUUAUAACAUGCAAAAUUAUUGUUUUGUUCUGAAAACGAAGAUUUAAUACAAAAAAUUGUGCAUGUUUCCAUUUCUGACACUAAUUAAAAUAUUUUGGCUUUAAUAUAAAAUUAUUAUUAUUGUUUUUAUUCUAAAUUGUUUUUAUUAUAACAAUUCAUGUUAUUUUUUAUCCAUAGAGACUGUUCUAAGUUUUAUAGAUCCUGUGCUAUCUGUAGCACAACUGAUAAAUUUAAUAAACUCUUGCAGCGGUAUCGGAAAAGUCCUUAAAAGUUAUGAAAAUAAUCGAUUAAAAAUUUAAUUGAGACAUUCAAAUUUUAUUCUGUGCGUAGUCUGACACAAGUGGGGCUGUUAAGGUCACAUGUACCCAUUUCUGGCGGACCAUCCUUCUAGUGCACAUUCUGUUUAAUUUAGAAUUCCUUAUCUUCUGCUUUUAUAAUAGUCUUCUAGACCCUGUAGGAGUCUCCUAUGUGUAAUAAAAGUUUUAUUUACAGAACAGGAGAUAAAAACAUCUACAGCAAGUUAACAUCUGAUUGAGAAAAAAAAAAUUCCAUGCAGGCUGUGUUUGUACCAGGCAGGUGUGGCUAAGGCUGCAUAAACAGAAUUUUUUUUAUUUAACUCAAAAAUGGCAGAAAAUUGAGCAGUGACACUGCAGGGGUAUGAUCUAUACACCAAAAGUUAAAGUUGUUGUGGUGCCACUAGUAUCCCUUUAAAGGAUCACUAUAGUGUCAGGAAAACAAAGCGGUUUUCCUGACACUAUAGUGCCCUGAGGGUGCUCCCAUCCUCAGGGUCCCCAUCCCGUGGCGCUGAAGGGGUAAAAACCCCUUCAGCAGCUUACCUUAAUCCAGCGCCAGGCUCCCUCGGCGCUGGUGACCUCUCCUCUCCUGACCUCUCCUCAGCUCCCUCUGCCGACGUCAGUGGACCAAAUGCGCAUGGCAGAUCCAGAAGACAGCCACUAGAGGCUGGCUUAACCCCAAAUGUAAACAUAGCAGUUUCUCUGAAACUGCUAUGUUUGCAUCUGAAGGGUUAAAACCUGAGGGACAUUGCACCCAGACCACUUCAUUGAGCUGAAGUGGUCUGGGUGACUAUAGUGUCCCUUUAAGCUGUAGUGGGUCUAGUACCCAUAGUGUUUCUUUAAAAUACAAAGUAUGCUAAUCGUUGCUUACUAUUUGCAAAAAAUACCCUAUAAUUACAGGUUUGUAAGAAGUUAUAGGGUCAAAUGUUACAAUGUUUCUAACUUGUUUCUCAGUGUCAAAUUUUAAAUGUGUGCAUGCACAAUUGAAUGGUGCUAAUUGAAUGUGAAUGUGUGUAGUUGAAACAUGUAUAUAGGUAUGAUGAUGAAUGUGUGUCUGUGAAAUAUGUGUGACUAUUGGUCAGAGAUGACGGGUACGAACCUUGGAAGUAUCUUAUCUCUUACAGGCUAGGUUCCCAAUCCUCUUUAUCGACAAGGUGGUUAAUGAGCUUUCCAAAUAAUUCAUAGUUCAUGAAACACAGCUUAAAAAGAUGUAAUUAUGGAAAGAGGAAUAAGCAAAAAUUCAUCCAAGCCUGCUGUGUGGGUUUGAUAGACAGUUUUAAGUAACAUAUGAUAGUAAUUCCUGCAAAGGGGAUGCUACUGGAUACUGAAUUUAAAGGUCUUCCCCCAAUGACGGUAAGAUGUUCAGUAAGACAUUAACAUUUUGCAUGUUAAUGCUUAUUAUUCAUCAUUUUGGGUAAAUCAACAUCUGGUGAUAUUUUAGAUCAAAGAGUAAUGCAAAAAUGCAAAUAUUUCUGAAAAGUUUGCACUCUUUCUUUUAACACUGUUUCUGAAAUAACUAACAUUUAUUUACAUUUUAAAAAAAAAUUGUUUUCUUGAAGGUCCAGCUUGUAGAUACUGAUGGUCUGGAACAUGAAGUCGAUGAAGCAGAAGACAAUGAUUCACCUGAGCAAAGAGCUCGUAGGCCAAUGAAUGCCUUCCUUUUAUUCUGCAAACGACACCGGUCUCUCGUGCGUCAAGAGCAUCCACGUCUGGAUAAUCGGGGUGCUACAAAAAUAUUGGCAGACUGGUGGGCUUACCUGGACCCUAAUGAAAAGCAGAAAUAUACUGAUAUGGCAAAAGAGGUUAGUCGGUAUUCUCAUAGGGGAAACCAACUGGCAUUAGCCCAAACAUGCUCAUUUCUGUUCCUUAUUUGUGGUACCAUUCUUGGCAUCUGAAAGAAGAGGGUUUGAAUGGACAAGAGGCUGCUUUUUUGUUUUGUUGUGUUUUUUGGUGGAGACAAAUUAGUUGCUUACUUUUAAGUGAUGGACAUGAGGUCUACCCAAUCAUAUCUGCUGUAUCCACUGACCAAUAAAGGAGAAAAAAAAGAGUAGCAGUAAAACCAGUAACCUAACCUGUGCUCCCAUAAGUAUUUGAUUACUUUUUAUGAUGCUGAAAUAUGAGACUUGUAAAUUGCAGCUAUGCUGGGCAUGCAGAUUGUACAGAGAGAAUUCAAGAUUUACCAGAAUCAACGUCAUUACAAAAUAAUGAUUAUAGAAGCAUCUUGUUAACAACAUUUUAUUGGCCUUAAAGACAUUAGGAAUCUCAAACUUUUGGGAGUUCAUUCAUUCAUGAAGUCUAACAGGCUUAUUCAUUGAAAUAAGGAUUUCUAAUUUUAGGUCUAUCGAUAUAUAUAUAUAUAUAUAUAUAUAUAUAUACUGAUAUCAAAAUACACGUAGAACAAAAUAAUAUAUAUAUAGAUCUAUAUACAUAAGUAUAUAUGUAUAUAUCACUAUAUAUACACCUAUAUAUGAAUAAAAAUAAUUUAAAAAAAUUAUAUAUAUAUAAUUGUAUUACAAUGAUUGUAUUAUAUAUAUAUAUAUAUAUAUAUGUGUAUUACAACGAUGAUAUCAUCAGUGAAAGUUAAUUUUUUUUGCAUUUUUCACACACAAAUGGUACUUACACGGAUGAUAUAGUUGUUGUGAUACGUUUUACUGUUUUGAAACACUAAUAUUUGUGUUCAGCGAAGUCUCCCGAGUAUAACAGUACCCCUCAUGUGCAGGUUUAAUGGUGCUUUCAAAAGUUACAGGGUCAAAUAUAAGGCUUGCGUUUCAGUUUUUUCACAUUGAAAUUCGCCAGAUUGGUUAUGUUGCCUUUGAGACCGUAUGGUAGACCAGGAAUGAAAAUUACCCCCAUGAUGGCAUACCAUUUGCAAUAGUAGACAACCCAAGGGAUUGCAAAUGGGGUAUGUCUGGUCUUUUUUAGGAGCCACUUAGUCACAAACACUGGCCAAAAUAUUUCAUACCUAAAUACAGGGAGUGCAGAAUUAUUAGGCAAGUUGUAUUUUUGAGGAUUAAUUUUAUUAUUGAACAACAACCAUGUUCUCAAUGAACCCAAAAAACUCAUUAAUAUCAAAGCUGAAUAUUUUUGGAAGUAGUUUUUAGUUUGUUUUUAGUUAUAGCUAUGUUAGGGGGAUAUCUGUGUGUGCAGGUGACUAUUACUGUGCAUAAUUAUUAGGCAACUUAACAAAAAACAAAUAUAUACCCAUUUCAAUUAUUUAUUAUUACCAGUGAAACCAAUAUAACAUCUCAACAUUCACAAAUAUACAUUUCUGACAUUCAAAAACAAAACAAAAACAAAUCAGUGACCAAUAUAGCCACCUUUCUUUGCAAGGACACUCAAAAGCCUGCCAUCCAUGGAUUCUGUCAGUGUUUUGAUCUGUUCACCAUCAACAUUGCGUGCAGCAGCAACCACAGCCUCCCAGACACUGUUCAGAGAGGUGUACUGUUUUCCCUCCUUGUAAAUCUCACAUUUGAUGAUGGACCACAGGUUCUCAAUGGGGUUCAGAUCAGGUGAACAAGGAGGCCAUGUCAUUAGAUUUUCUUCUUUUAUACCCUUUCUUGCCAGCCACGCUGUGGAGUACUUGGACGCGUGUGAUGGAGCAUUGUCCUGCAUGAAAAUCAUGUUUUUCUUGAAGGAUGCAGACUUCUUCCUGUACCACUGCUUGAAGAAGGUGUCUUCCAGGAACUGGCAGUAGGACUGGGAGUUGAGCUUGACUCCAUCCUCAACCCGAAAAGGCCCCACAAGCUCAUCUUUGAUGAUACCAGCCCAAACCAGUACUCCACCUCCACCUUGCUGGCGUCUGAGUCGGACUGGAGCUCUCUGCCCUUUACCAAUCCAGCCACGGGCCCAUCCAUCUGGCCCAUCAAGACUCACUCUCAUUUCAUCAGUCCAUAAAACCUUAGAAAAAUCAGUCUUGAGAUAUUUCUUGGCCCAGUCUUGACGUUUCAGCUUGUGUGUCUUGUUCAGUGGUGGUCGUCUUUCAGCCUUUCUUACCUUGGCCAUGUCUCUGAGUAUUGCACACCUUGUGCUUUUGGGCACUCCAGUGAUGUUGCAGCUCUGAAAUAUGGCCAAACUGGUGGCAAGUGGCAUCGUGGCAGCUGCACGCUUGACUUUUCUCAGUUCAUGGGCAGUUAUUUUGCGCCUUGGUUUUUCCACACGCUUCUUGCGACCCUGUUGACUAUUUUGAAUGAAACGCUUGAUUGUUCAAUGAUCACGCUUCAGAAGCUUUGCAAUUUUAAGAGUGCUGCAUCCCUCUGCAAGAUAUCUCACUAUUUUUGACUUUUCUGAGCCUGUCAAGUCCUUCUUUUGACCCAUUUUGCCAAAGGAAAGGAAGUUGCCUAAUAAUUAUGCACACCUGAUAUAGGGUGUUGAUGUCAUUAGACCACACCCCUUCUCAUUACAGAGAUGCACAUCACCUAAUAUGCUUAAUUGGUAGUAGGCUUUCGAGCCUAUACAGCUUGGAGUAAGACAACAUGCAUAAAGAGGAUGAUGUGGUCAAAAUACUCAUUUGCCUAAUAAUUCUGCACUCCCUGUAUAUGAUUUUAAAUGAAAGCCCUGUUUGCCCUGAAUAAAAUGAUUUAUAAUAAGUGUGGGUGCACUUAAUAUGAAAGAGGUGAAUUACGGUUGAACAGACAUAUAGCGCAAAUUCAAGGUUUUGUUAACAUUUUGUUUUGAUCACGUAUACAUUUGGCUCAGUCCUUAAGGGGUUAAGAAUAAAUUACACUGUUUAUAAGAACAGUGAGUGCCUUGUUUAUUUGUUAUAUCUUUUCAUCCCAUUUUACAGAUGUUACUUAGCGCUAAAUUCUCCUAGCAAAGAAAGAUGACAGGGGUUUUACUCUCUUCUCAUGAGGUCUAUAUGCUUUAUGAGGAAGCGUUGUUGCAAUGACCUGAUUAUUAUAUUAACAUGUUUUAGCAUUUCUGUUAAUUUUGUAUGAUCUGUGGAAGAGAAUAAUGCUUAUCAUUCGGAAAAUUAAUAGAUAAUUACAGAAAAAGGAAAAAAUUUAUUUUGCCUUAAAUAAUAAAUUAUUAAACAUACUCUGUUUUUUUUUUCUUAAUUAUUGCCAGUGCUUAUAGAGUUAAGAUGACUUGUAAGUUUUUAGCAGUUCAUCAGUAGUAAUGUGUUUUCUGAUCUGAGACUGCAUAAGAAAAACACUUGCAAGUUGCAAAUCAUCUGCUUCUUAUUAACUUAGUUUUCUCAGCAACCUCUUCACUUUCCAUCUUUCUUAUUCUUCUUUCAAUGUAGAUGAAUGUUUGUAUACAUAAUUCUAUAUUAUCCUAAUAUUUUUUACCUUUUAUGCUAUAUUACUAUAUUUUUUUACUUUUAUUCCUGCAUUCUCAUGUUUUUUGAUGUUUGCUAAUGCCAAUGCAUUGCUUAUUGGUCCCAAAAAGCUUCUUCAGUUUUGCUUAGAACUCUGUGACAGUGAAUCAUUGUGUUCUUUUUGUUUCACUUCCUAGUACAAGGAUGCAUUUAUGAAGGCAAAUCCUGGCUAUAAAUGGUGUCCAGCAACUAAUAAACCAGUGAAGACCCCGUCACCAACUGUUACGACCAGGAAAAAGCUCUGGACCUUCCCACCGGAUGCUGUUAAAGAACUCCCAAUCCCCAAGAAAAUAUCAAAAGGAGAGGAAAUGCCCCAGCUUAAUUUUGGCAUAGCAGGUGAGUUUGGGAUAUCAUUAUAAACUGACAAUCCACGUAAAGCCUUCUCUGUCUUAUGAUAAAAUCAACUAUUAUGCCAACUGCACAUUAUGGUACUCAAGGAAUAAAUGUACAACAGUUAUUGACGUUAUAAUGAGUGUUUUUAAGUGUCCUGCUGGUGUUCUCCAGUUUAAUGAGUGCAAUAUUCAUGUAUUUUAUUCAUAACAUUGAUUUAUUCUAGCACUAACCUCUAAUAAAGACUUAUGUCUUUGUGUUAGAAAAUGAUUUGAGAGCAGAGAUAGCAAAUAGUAUUGCAAUAUAAUUGUUUAUUUAUGGUUAUAAUUUUAGCUUGUUUCCAUUUUAAAUGAAAUUACGAAUGUAGACAGAUUAUUAAUUCACAAACAUUCUAAAAGGCAAUUAAAAAUGUUAUAUAAAAUUAUUAUUAUGGGUGUUUGCAAUUGUAGAUCUGACUUCAAUUUCUACAAAGAUAAUAUACAAUCAUUCUUGGUGACCUGCGCAACAGAAUAGCCAUUAGUGUGAUGAUAAUAUGUCAGUGGUUGGAGAUAACUGCUGCCCAGCAUUGAAAGGAUUAUACAGACAAGAAUUUUAGUGAAGCGAUGUAAUAAUGUUAAUAUAUAGAACUAAAAUAGAUUGUUAAAUAAUAAAUAAAAAUUAAUGCAAAUUACACUAUUAAAAAAACGAAGAAUAUGUGCUAAUGCCACAGAGUGGUUGUCAGAGAUUUUCAAGAAACAGGUAUUCAAUCACAGCUUGAGGUCAUUAACGUUAGCUGUUACUGUUUAUAUGAUAAAUUAAGGUUUUUUUUUGUAUCUUAAUUUUCCUCUACACAACUAAUUCUUCUAUCAAUAAAAUAAAAAAAAAUACUUUUUGAGAUGCAUGCAUUAAUAGAUUUAUUAAGUUAUAGUUUUUGAUUAACAAUAUUAAAGCGGUACUGCCGAAAUCGAUUCCUCUUCUCUCCCUCUGUCAGGAUCUGUUCUUCAUUUCUUCCUGUCUGCUCUAGUUUUCUUUAAAACAUAAGACAAAGUAGGGGCUAUUUGUCUUAUGGAGGUUUCCUACGCCUGACCAUCUCUGACCAGCGGAGGAGCAAAGUGUGCUUCAUUUCCGGUGGUCAGAGCAAUUUUCCCAUAAUUCUCACCUUUCCUCAGUGUUCCCGCAAAGCCUUCUGUCACUUUUCCUGAACGUCCUGUCAAUUAGACAGAACGCAGGCAAACUACCGAAUUGCGUCCUAACAGAAUGAGAAUGGUUUCUCCAUUCAUGUUAGGACGCAUUUCGGAACUUUGUUACACUGAUAUCUGUCAGGAAUCCCUGAAUAACCCUUCACUUGUAUAUAUAUAUAUAUAUUUUUUAUUUUUUAUUUUUUUUUAAAGACACCCCAAGGUAUUAAACUUGGGUAUUUUGACUCUUUUCAUGCAAUCAUUUUACCACCAAUCUGUGCCAAAUUUAAAAGAAAAUUAUAAUAAUUGGUGAUUUUUUUGACACACAUUGCAAUUUAAGAAUACAUUUACGGAGAACUUUAGGGGUUACUGCCAAAGAACACCAUGAUUUCAUUAUAAGUGUAUUUUGAGAUAUAAAUGUAUAUACAUCAAAGUACACUUAUAAUGACAUUAUAUAUAUAUAUAUAUAUAUAUAUAUAUAUAUAUAUAUAUAAAAUACUUUAAUUAUUUUAUAAUAUAUUAUACAUAUAUAUGUAUAAUAUAUAUAUAUAUAUUUAUUUAUUUAUUACUUUUUAGCAGCCUGUGGGGACUGACAGCUCAGACAGUCCCCCUGCUGGCAGCUCCUAUACUCCUAUUACGGCAAUGUGAUCAUGGUGAUCACAUGGCCCUGGAGGGCCGGGGUGGCCGGAGCUUCUGCAGGGGAGCUGCUGGGGUCUACGGCAGUCCCCCCGACUGUGAUUGCCGCGGAUCGCUGGCCCAGGGCUCCUAUUUGCCGUGGUCAUUUUUAUAUAUAUUUUUAAUAUAUAUUUUUAGAUAUAUAUAUAUAAUUUCAUUCUAAGUGUACUUUGAUAUUAAUAUAUAUAUAUAUAUAUUAAUAUCAAAAUACAUUUAGAAUAAAAUUACAUAUAUAUAUAUAUAUGUCUUUUUUUUAAUUCUUUUUACAGUUUUUUUACUUUUUUUUACAAUAUAUAUAUAUAUAUAUAUACUCAUUAUAUAUAUUUUUUAUAUAUAUAUAAAUAUACGUGUGUAAUUUUAUUCUAAGUUUAUUUUUUAAUUAAUGUAUGUAUAUAUGACGUUACAUAUAAUAUAUAUAUAUAUUUACAUAUAUAUAUAUAUAUAUAUAUAUAUAUAUACAUACAAGUGAUACUCGAAAAAUUGGAAUAUCGUGCAAAAGUUCAUUUAUUUCAGUAAUGCAACGUAAAAGGGGAAACUAAUAUAUGAGAUAGGCAUUACAUGCAAAGCAAGAUAGUUCAAGCCGUGAUUUGUCAUAAGUGCGAUGAUUAUGGCUUACAGCUCAUAAUAACCCCAAAUCCAGAAUCUCAGUAAAUUUAGAAUAUUGUGAAAAGGUGCAAUAUUCUAGGCUCACAGUUUGUGAAAAGGUGCAAUAUUCUAGGCUCACAGUGUCCUUCUCAUAUCAGCUAAGUAAGCUGUGGGAAACUUAAAUGGUCUCUCAGUCUGGUUCAGUAGGAAUCACAAUCAUGGGGAAGACUGCUGACCUGACAGUUGUGCAGAAAACCAUCAUUGACACCCUCCAUAAGGAGGGAAAGCAUCAAAAGGUAAUUGAGAAGGAAGUUGGAUGUUCCCAAAGUGCUGUAACAAAGCACAUUAAUAGAAAGUUAUGUGGAAGGGAAAAGUGUGGAAGAAAAAGGUGCACAAGCAGCAGGGAUGACCGCAGCCUGGAGAGGAUUGUCAGGAAAAGGCCAUUCAAAUGUGUUGGGGACUUUCACAAGGAGUGGACUGAGGCUGGAGUCAGUGCAUCAAGAGCCACCACACACAGACGGAUCCUGGACAUGGGCUUCAUAUGUCGUAUUCCUCUUGUCAAGCCGCUUCUGAACAACAAACAACGUCAGAAGCGUCUUACCUGAGCUAAAGAAAAACAGACCUGGUCUGUUGCUCAGUUGUCCAAAGUCCUCUUUUCUGAUGAGAGCAACUCUUGCAUCUCAUUUGGAAACCAAGGACCCAGAGUCUGAAGGAAGAAUGGAGAGGCACACACUGCAAUAUGCUUGAAGUCCAGUGUGAAGUUUCCACAGUCUGUGUUGAUUUGGGAAGCCAUUGUGCUUCAUUAAGUCCAGGGUCGACGCAGCCGUCUACCAGGAGAUUUUGGAGCACUUCAUGCUUCCUUCCGCAGACGGGCUUUAUGGGGAUGCUGACUUCAUUUUCCAGCAGGACUUGGCACCUGCCCACACUGCCAAAAGCACCAAAGCCUGGUUCAAUGACCGUGGGAUUACUGUGCUUGAUUGGCCAGCAAACUCGCCUGACCUGAACCCCAUAGAGAAUCUAUGAGGCAUUGCCAAGAGAAAGAUGAGAGACAUGAGACCGAACAAUGCAGAAGAGCUGAAGGCCGCUAUUAAAGCAUCCUGGUCUUCCAGAACACCUCAACAGUGCCACAGGCUAAUAGCUUCCAUGCCACGCCGCAUUGAGGCAGUAAUUGCUGCAAAAGGGGCCCAAACCAAGUACAGAGUCCAUAUGCAUGCUUGUACUUUUCAGAGGUAUGAUAUUGUUCUAUGUACACUCCUUGUUUUAUUGAUUGCAUGUAAUAUUCUAAUUUACUGAGAUUGUGAAUUUGGGGUUUUCAUGAACUGUAAGCCAUAAUCAUCGCACUUAUGACAAAUCACGGCUUGAACUAUCUUGCUUUGCAUGUAAUGCGUCUAUCUCAUAUAUUAGUUUCCCCUUUUACGUUGCAUUACUGAAAUAAAUUAACUUUUGCACGAUAUUCAAAUUUUUCACCUGUAUGUAUACAUAUUAUAUAUUGAUAUAAUAUAUGUAUGUAUGUAUAUAUAUACAUAUAUAUAUAUAUUUUUUUUUUAUUUUUUUUUAUUUAUUAACUUCUUUUUGUUUUUUUUUAAACUUUUUUAAAAAUCUUUCACCAGCAGGCCCCUGGGGGCCCUAAAUCGGAGAGCGGGAACCCCAGACAGUCCCCCCAUAGACAGAUCGCCGCCAUUCCCCCUCCAUUAAGUACAUGGGGAAGGAGAGGGAGGGUAGGGGUUCAAUUAUUUUUCAUUUUUAUUUAUUUAUUUAAUUUUUAAUUAAAGCCUGAUAGCUUCAGAUGCUCUGCCUCACUGCUGGACUCCACGUGGAGCAACACGGAAGUGAACACUUCAGGGGACCAAUUACCUGGUGUUCUCCAGGGGCCACCGGCAGUGAGGGGGGUAUCAGGUACGUCUUAAGGACCGUUUUUUGACGGAUGUACCUGAUACGUCCUUGGUCGGGAAGGGGUUAAUGUACAGGCACUCCCUUGUGUUACUACAGGGCUCGACAAAUCCCAGACACCAGGUCGCCACGGUGUCUAGAAAUUUUGCCCUGGCGCCUGUGAUUUCCGAGCUCUUUAGUUAAGGUGUCCGCCGAGGGAGCUUUGAAGGUGGCCGCCGCGGUGAAUAUUUGACCCGCCAACCAGGGGAGCAUGGAGGCAACAGGACAAGGUAGCAAGGAAGCGGCCGCACACCCUGGGAAGCAUGAAGGCAGCCGGCACGCAAGGGAUCAGUACUCUUUCUGCAGCUCCUCUCUGCUCCCUCGCGCUGUUUUGUGAUGCCGAGAGCUGGAGUAUGUCAGUGUGUGUGUGAGCCUGUCAAGAGUGUGUGUGCGUACGUUUAGCCCCCUGAUCGCAUGUGGAAGGUAGUUUUACUCGCCUUUUUUUCCACAUUGUGACAGUUUUGCCUCAGCUGGUCCCACCUUUAUGGCUGAUGAUCAAACUUUAUGAUAUCAGCUAAGCCAAUGCUUUCCCUGAAGGUGUUAAUAAGCAGCAAUGUAAACACUGCUGUUUCACUGAAAAUACAUGUCAAAUCAAAUGAAAGCCAUUUUUGUCCUUUAAAAACCAGUGUAUAAUAUGUGUUGGUACAAUAAAUGAGAAAAAUGCAAAUUGCAAGUGAACACAAACGGCAAAAAUUACUUGUGUCCUUAAAUGCAAGACAAGCUUCUAAAGAUGUGUCCUUAAGGGGUUAAGGUGCUUAACUGAAAAUAACCAGUAUGAAAUAUUUUAUUCUGUAAUGGAUACUGAAAUGAUGUACCGAGAGACUCCCUUUUUCAUGGCAUUAUAAUUUGUCUACAACUUUGUUUAGUUUUUUUGUUUUUUUUGUUUCUUGAUCAUUUUGUUCUUCUUUGAAACGCAAGCCUGCUCAAUCCUGAUGGUUAUUUUGAAGUGAUUGUAUGUGUGAAUAGGGAAGUAUGUUUGUUAUUGGUGUGUCUGUCUGUAUGUAUGUAUGUGUCUGUGUGUGUGUGUGUGUGUGUGUGUGUAUGUAUGUGUGCCUGUCUGUUUGUAUGCAUGUGUGUUUGUGUGUAUGUGUGUGUGUCUGAAUGUAUGUAUGUGUGCCUGUCUGUUUGUAUGUGUGUGUUUGUGUAUGUGUGUCUGUUUGUAUGGGUGUGUCUACAUGUAUGUGUGUCUGCAUGUGUAUCUGUUUGUCUGCAUAUUUGGGAGGUGGGGACGUGUGGGAGGUAGACGUAUGGGUCUAUUUGUGCCCCAUAGUUUCUAGUUACGCUUCUGUAUGGCAUACUUCUAACACUAUGAUGUUUUGAAGUCAUUAUUUAUUUCACAUGGCACUUUUUUCUUAUUUGGCACUUUAUUAUGUUUUUGAAGUACUUUAAUGUUCAAAUACAGCAGUGUAGUAUGCACAGACACUUUACAUUUUACUACCCUAUUAGCUGUUAUCAGCAUUCACUUUAAGCAACUAAAUACAAUUUGCACACAAGUUUCCAGCAACCUCAUCUGUAUAAAUCUCAUACAUCCAUCCUCAAAUCACUCCGCUUGUUUUAACCCCUGCUCAGAGGCGUAACUAGAAUCCACUGGGUCCCGGUGCGAAAAUUGCCCUGGGGCCUCCCCCUCCUCUGUGUCUCAUUCCCAAGCCCUGGCCCCCCCAUGUGCCUCAUUCCCUCUGCCACACAGCCCCUCCAUGUGUCCUAUUCUCUCUCCCUCCUCAUAUCUUCACCAAGCUAUGCCAAUUCUAUUUAACAUGUAUAUCUCAAUUUAUAAUUUGUUUUUAUUGUUUAUUCUCAAGAUCCAACACAGAUGGGAGGUCUCAGUAUGCUGCUUCUAGCGGGUGAACAUGCGUUGACUGCUCAUGAGGAUCAUGCCGUGGACACACAUGUAGAAAGCUCAAUGACAGAGGUUAAUUUCAAUAUGAUAUAUUAAUUGAAUUAUGGGAAUAACUGUUCUGACUUUAUGUUAUAGUUUUUUUUUUUUUGUUUGUUUUUUUGUUUACUUCUUUUUAUUUUUCACAAGAAUAUUAAUACACAAAGACAACACACAAGGGAGGGAACCUUACAGAAAGAAGAAAUAGGGAUUCCGAUCCACAUAAAACAAACAUAAAUACAAAGUUCAAUUUCAAAUUUCAUCAAUAAGCCGUCUGGGGCACAGUCUAAAAACAAUCUGAAAACAUUAACAUCCCGUCGCCUGUGUGUCAUGGUCCACACACGACUUAUACAUUCCCUUAAAAAUAUAUUUAAACAUAGACAGAAACACAGACAUAACUGGUCAUAUGUGUUGCAGAUAAACGCAAUUCAAGGCCAAGGAGACUGAUAGAGGAACCCCCAAUGGAGACAACGUACCAACCGUAAGGAAAUCAUACACAAAGCCCCACGAAAUCAUAUACCUUAAAGCCUCUUAACAUUUUGGACAAGACUAGAAUAAAACGACAGAGCCUUAGCAUUAGAAUAUUCUCUCAUGGACAGUAAUCCCUUUUCCAUCUCGACUUGGAAUAAAAGUUGUACUUUAACUUGAUCUCUCGUAGGGAUGUCAAUACUUUUCCAAAAUCUAGCAAUUAAUAUUUUAGUAGCCAUUAAGCAGUGUGUAAUCACAAUGUCGAAAUUAUCCUUUAUUUCUGAGCCAAAAAGAUGGAGUAGAGCGAUUUCCGGUUUAAAUUCCAAAUAAGAACCUCCCAAUCUGUUUAUAAAUUUGUAUGCAAUCAUCCAGAGAGAUUUAAUUCGGUGGCAUGACCACCAUAUAUGAACCAUUGAGCCAUCAGGAUGAAAACAUCGCCAACAGUUUGACGUUAGUAAUAGAAAUAGUAAUAGAAAUUUUAGCAAGUCUAAUAGGGACCAAAUACCAUCUAAAAAGCACCUUCAAAAAGGUCUCUAAAAUAUUCAAACAAUGGAUAAUUUUUUUAGUCCUUACAAAAGAUUUACACCAACUAUCAAAUGGAAUAGAAAUUGUUAGAUCGGUUUCCCAUUUAGUUAAAGCUUUAGGGAUAAGAGAAGACCCUAUCAUCUUUAUUAAUUCAACUGCAAUAGAGAAAACCCUUUUAACAGGAUCCCCCGAAAAAUUUUUCCUAAACAUUAUUCCAAGUCGGCCUUCUAGGACCAAUAUAUUAUCUUUCAAAUAGCUCUUAAUACGGAGGAAAUUAAAUAGUUCUCUAGGGGGUAAAUCCAACCAAUUUUUCAAAAUCUCAAAACUUUUCAAUUGAUGGUCCAAAUAGAGAUCUUUUAUCUUAUAAUUAAAGUUUUUAUACCAAUUUGUCAGGUUUAUCUCUAGCAUGAAACUUUCCAACGACUUCAAACUCAGAUUCUCAUAUAUUUUUCUAUUAAUAUUCAACUUCCUCUUUAAGGUCGUCCAUUCUUUUAAUGUCUGAAAUAAGGACAAAGGACAGUCAGAACCCAUCUCACACAAAUGCCUGUUCUGACUUGCCUCUCUCCAUAAGAGAAAUUCGAGGUUGUCUAGACCAAGUCUAGCAGCUUCAAUUUUAUACCAGGCUUGGUCUAUAGAGUCGGUUAGCUGUAAUUUGCUGGCAUGAACUAAUAUAUUAGCCUGAUAAAUUUGAUUAACAAGGGGGUAGCCCAACCCCCCCUGAAAGGCCUUCCUUGAUAAAUGAUACGUACUAAUCCUUGGUCUCUUCCCUCUCCAGACAUACGCUGUAAUACUGGUUUGCAACAUAUUCAGCCAAUAGCUCGAAAUCGAGAGAGGAAGCAUACUAAAUAAGUAUGCCCAUUUAGGUAUUAUAUAAGCUUUAAUGGUAUUAAUCCUACCCAACCAGGAAAUUUCAUGCACUCUCCAUUCCCUCAAUAACAUAUUGGUCUCUUUUAACAACUUCAAAAAAUUGGUUUCCAUAGUCCGGCUUAUCUCUGCCGUUUUUACCCCCAAGUAUAUAAACUCUUUUUUUGUCCAAUUAAAAUCAAAGUCUCUCUUUAGGGAGAAUAGAUUAUCUUUAUGAAUAUUAAUUGACAUAGCUAUUGUUUUAUUCGUGUUCAAUUUAUAAUUUGAAACACUACUAUAUUUAUUAAAUUCUUGCAUUAAGUACGGAAGAGAAACCAGAGGGUCCGUAAUGGAAAUCAAAAUAUCGUCAGCAUAUAGACAUAUCUUCCAUUCAUCGGAUUGAGUUCCUAUACCUUUAAUCCCAGGAUUUUGUCUAAUAUUAUUUGCUAGUGGUUCAAUUGACAAGAUAUAUAAUAAAGGUGAAAGAGGACACCCCUGUCUCGUCCCAUUUUUAAUAUUAAACCAAUCAGAACAUAAAUCGCGGGCUACUAUUCGAGCAGAAGGGUUUGAAUAUAUAGCUCCCACCGCACUCAGAAACCAUCCGUCAAAACCGAAUUGUAUCAAAGUUUUAUUCAAAUACCCCCAUCCGACCCUGUCGAAGGCCUUUUCUGCAUCCACCGACAGGGUCAGAAGGGGGGUUCCCUCGGCUUGAGCCCAUUCUAUAAUAUCUAGAACCCUGCGGGUGUUAUUAGAGGAAUGUCUUCCCUGUAUAAAACCUAUCUGGUCCCUGUGUAUGAGUGAUGGCAUAACUAUUUUCAGACGUUCCGCUAAGAUUGCGGCGUAAAGUUUCAUAUCAACAUUAACCAGAGAGAUAGGACGAUAAUUACUCACGUCAUCUGGAGUUUUACCCUGUUUCAAAAUUGGAGUAAUAUGGGCAAUAGUUUGACAAAUAAGUAAUCAGUGUUCCGUGAAGCACUUUUGCUAAUAGUAUAUUUCCAUUUAACACUGAGCGUGUUUGUGGUGGCAUAAAAACAAGCUGAGGAGUGACCGAAGGGACUUAAAGGGACACUAUAGUCACCCAGACCACUUCAGCUCAAGGAAGUGGUCUGGGUGUCAGGUCCCCCAGGUUUUAACCCUUCAGAUGUAAACAUGUUUACAUUGCAGGGUUAAUCAUUGUUUACAUUGCAGGGUUAAUCCAGCCUCUAGUGGCUGUCUUCCUGACAGCCGCUAGAGGCGCUUCUGCGAUGCUGGAUGCGAAAAUCACAUUCAGCAUGCCUAACGACUAUAGGAAAGCAUUGAGAAAUGCUUCCCUAUGGACUGUUUGAAUGCGCACGCGGCUCUUGCCACGCAUGCACAUUCUGUUCCACUCAGGAGCUGAUGACAGCGGGGGAGGAGAGGUCACCCGACGCUGGAUAAAAGUAAAUGGCUGAAGGGGUUUUAACCCCUUCAUCCCAGCGGGAGGGGGACCCUGAGAGUGGGGGGGACCUAAGGGUUAUAUAGUGUCAGGAAAACAAGUCUAUUUUCCUGACACUAUAGUGAUCCUUUAAUUUAAAAGGACACGGUUUGCACUAUAACCAUUUUUUUAAUCUAACUGAAAUGGUUCUAGAGCCUGUAGUCCCCUAGCACUGUCUCUGCAAUCAGUAUUUCACAAUUUUUAAACAGUUUACCAGUAAUUAUGUCCCUACUGUGGUAUGCCCAGCAAUGGACAUGAUGAUUGUCUGAAAGCAUUCCGCCGCUGACACUCUCUGCCAGUUACAGCAGCCCAUUGCUUCUUGGGAUAAUGCUUCCCCAUUAGCCCAGGCAACACAGAAUGGAUGGGCUGUUCCCAGCUUUCGUUCAGCAUUAAAACAUUACAAACUAUUCAAUGAAACCAGGGGACUCCAGAUACAAUAGGAGACUCCAGAUACAAUAACCAUGAUAACCAGAGACAAGAAAUAAGAGCCAUUAACCAGGCUGGUAAAACACUCAUCAGGUGCGUGACUAUACAAGAGUAAAUCCCAAAAUAGAGUACUCUGCUUAUCAAUUUUGAAUAGUACUCAUAAUUAAGAAGAUCCAGAUCUAUUUCUCAGCUUAUCUGAAGUCUUAGUAUUAUUAGUUAAUCCAGCCCCCUUGAGUAGACUUGAGAGUGCAAUUUGCCUUUAUUUUCAGUAUGUAAUAUGCUACAGUAUAUAUAGGUAGCUUUAUUUACCAUGUUAAAGAGGCUCUAAGCACCAGAAACACUACAGUUCUAAUGCAAAGAGAUAAUCCCUGCAGGCUCAGCAGUAUAAACAGAAAAUAUUGUGUUUACAUUGCUUGCUAACACCACCUCCUUUUAUGGCUGUCACUCGGGACAGUCACCACAGGGAAUUCCUAGAUGAGAUCCCGCAAAAACUGCAGGACCAACAUUCAGUGUCUCCACUCUCUACAUCUAGAUGCUAAAUUCAAUGCAUCUCUAUGUGGAAAUGUUGAUUGGAGCAUAUGGGGAAGCAUUGGAUUGGCUGAGAUCAUCAGUAUCGAUGAGGUCAGCCAGUGGAGGCGAGGGAUUAAUGGUAAGCAAAAUCCUUUGUUUUCUUACUUCCUUGUGGGCCUUAACAGCUAAAUAGGUAGGCUUACACUCUAGUGUAGUGAAUACAUGUUUGUAUUCCUAAUGCUAUAGUGUUCCUUUAAUCCCUUAAGGCUUUUUAUACCAACACACAUUGUAAAAUGUGAGCUAUGGGUCUGUUCAACCAUAAUUCAACUGUAUCAUAUUAAGUGUACACACACUUAUUAUAUAUCAUAUUGUUUAGGAGAAAUAGAGCUUUCAUUUCAUAUCAGAUAUGUAUAUAUGAAACAUAAUUUAAUAUGAAUAAAAACAAAAAAAAAAAGUGUGAAAUUAAAAAAGUGAGAAAUUAAGACAUGCGCAUGCGCAUUAGGUCUCCCUGGCCUGUGGGCGGGAUCUGUCUCGCCCACCGGCCUACGCAGUCAGAAGGAGGAGCGGCGCGGAGGGAGAAGCAGCGACGUGGGACAUCGUUGCUGCCUCAGGUAACCGGGGAUUGGGGGGUUGGAGAGAGAGGGAACCUCCAGUGCCAAGAAAACAGAUUGUUUUCCUGGCACUGGAGUUUCCCUUUAAGCAAUGUAGUAUGCACUUUAAAGAUGCAAUUACAGAAUGUAUAGCAUUUGGGUGAUAAGUUUGAAGAUUCCUUAGUGGAAUCUUUUAGAAUGAUUCAGGGCUUGGACACAAUGUAAUGAGUGCUGCGUAACUAAAAGUGUUGAAGAAAAUUGAAAAUAUCUAAAAGAAAUAACUAGGUUAUUUUUUUAAGGAAAAUUUAACUGCAGAGAUCUCUUUCUAAAAAAAUAUAGUCCACAAACACAUGUGUUAUAAGAGGUCAUAUGAUAAAAAUGGGAGCCAGAAAUAAACAGAAAAAGGGUUUAACACUCACAGACCUAUACAUAGUCCUCUCAAAAGAGAAUGAGAUAAAUAAGAAAAAUUAUUCUGAUGUAAAGGCCAACCUAAAGAUGCUCAAUCAGAUCUACUACUCCAAAGGAAAUAGAGCAGGCAACAUUUUGACAGCUAAGCUAAAAAAAACAGACGGCUGGCCAUAGAAUAUAUAAAAUAUCAAAUAAAGAGGGAACCAUAUAUUCCCCCUUAAAAACCACUAAAGCAAAUCAAGAGAUCCAAGAAUAUCUAGAAAAAUGUGGACAACCAAGUCUAACAGAAGAUCAAAUCAUGGAUCUAAACUACCAGAUAACAGAAGAAAUAGGAUUAGGAAUAGAUAAAAAAAAAAAAAGCCCCUGGACCAGAUUGAUCCUCUGGAAUAUUUUAUAAGACAAUGAAAGCUGAUAUAUGCAAACAUCUAGCAAAAUAAUUUAACAGCUUCUCUAAGAGAGAGGCAAAAUAACCUCAGAAUUACUUCAGGGAAAUAUAAUACCAAUACUAAAAAACAAUAAAGAUCCAUCUCAGAUUGAAAACUACCGUCCUAUCUCAUUUAUAAAUGGGGUUAUAAAUAUCUAUUCAACCAUUAUAGCCGAUAGAUUGAAAUCCAUAGUUCCCUCUUGGAUCCAUACUGAACACGUAGGGUUUGUCACUGGAAGACAACCCUCAGAUAAUAUACGUAGAGUAGUAGAUCUGAUUAAUCUCUCUAACAGAAGAACUGACCAGACUAUAUUAUUAUCAUUAGACACAAAUCAAGCUUUCGAUCAGGUUAGUUGGAACUUUAUGGUUUAAACAUUAAUUAGGAUGGGUUUUAAAAGAUGGAUAUUACAGGCAAUACUGGCUCUUUAUACUAACCCUUAAGCAAGGAUAAUCGGAUUGGGUAUUGUUUCUCCUUGGUUUAAUGUUUGAAAUGUGACUAGGUAGGUAUUCCCCCUCUCUCCCAUCUUGCACAUUCUCACCCUGGAGCCUCUAUCCCAAUUUAUUAGAAUGAACAACAUUAAAGAAAUACAAUUUGGUAACAAGUAGGCAAAAUUAAGUCUGUAUGCAGAUGAUGCAGAUUGACCUUAAGAGAUCCCCAAAACUCGAUCUAUUUUUUACUUAAAGAAUUAGAAUCACAAUUAAUAAAAACUCAGAAAAGCUUUAUGGAAGUUAAAUUGAGAGGAAAGAAGCCAAGGAUUAACCGAAAGCUACUAGAGAAAAGCACAGAUAAUGGAGGUUUAGCAAUUCCAUAUUUCUAAAUGUAUAAAUAUAGGAUCUAAUGAGUGUUGGCAAGAUAUUGAAAAAUACAUGUUGGAGUUAUCAGACCUGUCUCUUUUGUUAUAGAUAGAUCCUAUUAAAAUAGGGAUAGACAGGACUAGAGGUAGACUUGGCGGCAAAAACAACCUCCGUAAUCAAAUCUUAAAAUUCUGGUACAAAUUUAAAUCAGAAUAUAAGCUGGGCUCCACCCCUCAGACAUCCACUAGAGGUGCUUCCUGGUGCAGCACUGAUGUUACGCUGUGCAUAAAAACGCUGAACGCAUUGCAUCUCUGUGAGGAGAUUCUGAUUGGCCAGGAAGACCCCCUUGCCUUCCUCCUUGGCUGAGAUCAUCAGAAUCGACUAUAUCCACCAAUCUAAUGCUUUCCAAUGGCAAAACAUUGUGAUUGGCUGAGAUCAACAAUUCUGAUGUCAGCCAAGUAGGCAGAUGGAGGGCACUGGAAAUAAGGUGCAUUUUUACUAUAUUUAAGGGGGGCAAGCGGGAGCUAGGGGGACUAAAUAGUGUUUUUAACAUUACAGGUUCAGGAAUACACAUUUGUGUUCCUGACCCUAUAGUGUUCAUUCAAGUGUAUAUGUAAAGCCAAUACAGAAAAUAUAUAUUGAAAAAUAACAAAUCCAGUGAGCUCUCUGUGAAUCAUACAGUUUCUUUUUAUUCAAGGUGUCUUCCAGUGCAAGUUUGUCAAAGGAUUCAAAUUCUUCAGAGUUGAUCAGGAAGUCUGAAUUAUUUCAGUUUGCUGAGGUAUGCAUAUUUUAUAUUUUCAUGGAAUGUGUCUACUAAUUGAUGUAAAUGUGCCUAGUCUAUAUUAAUUUUUAUUUUAUUUUAUUAUUUAAAAGUUUGAAUCAGCAUAAAGUUGUGCUCAAACGUUUGCAUACCCUAGCAGAAGUUGUGAAAUAUUAGAAUUUUUUUUUAUUUUAUUUUUUUAAAUAGGACUGAUCAUGAUAUGAUCAGAAAAUGUCUUUUAUUGAAGGAUAGUGAUCAUAUGAAGCCAUAUUUUAUCACUAUUUUAUAGUUGUUUUGGCUUCUUUUUAAAUCAUAAUGAUAAUGGAAAUCACCCAAACGGCCCUGAAAAGUUUACAUACCCUUGAAUGUUUGGCCUUGUUACAGACAGACAAGGUGACACACCUUGUUAAUGUUAAUUUCCCACACAUGUGGCUUUUUAAAUUGCUAUCAGUGUCUGUGUAUAAAUAGUAAAUUAGUUUCUUAGCUCUCAAGUGGAUGCACUGAGAAGGCUAGAUACUGAGCCAUGGGGAGCAGAAAAGACUGUCAAAAGACCUGCGUAACAAGGGAAUGGAUUUUUAUAAAGCUGGAAAAGGAUAUAAAAAGAUAUCCAAAGCCUUGCAAGUGCCAGUCAGUAUUGUUCAAUCACUUAUUAAGAAGUUGAAAAUGCUGGGAUCUCUUCAUACGAAGCCAAGGUCAGGUAGACCACAAACAAUUGUAUCACAAACAAUUCUUCAGGCCACAACUGCCUGAAGAAUUGUUUGUGAUACAAAGAAAAACUUGCAGGUAACCUCAGGAGAAAUACAGGCUGCUCUGGAAAAAGUCGGUGUGAUUGUUCCAAGGAGCAGAAUACGACAAUAGUUGAACUAAAAUGAGCUGUGUGAUUUGAGUUGCCAGAAAGAAGCCUUUACUGCACCAAUGCCACAAAAAAAGCCCAGUUACAAUAUGUCCGACAAGGCCUCACAGCUUUUGGCACACUGUAAUUUGUAGUGACGAGACCAAAAUAGAACUUUAUGGUCACAACCAUAAGAGCUAUGUUUGGAGAUGGGUCAACAAGGUCUACAGUAAAAAAAGAAUACCAAUAUUCAGAUAUUGAUCUUUAUCUAUAGCAUGUCUGAAACUCAGAACAGACCUUGAAUUGUAGACUGCUAAAAUUGUUUUCAGUUACUUCUAUAGAUACACAGCCAAAAUGUACCUCCUCAUUUGAAAGCCUUAAAAUGUGUACAAUAUAUUUUAUAAGUUUUUUUUUUUUUAAAUCGUUUAAUCGUCAAUAACAAGUUAUUGAUAAUUACAUAUUAUUUUAAGAUUUCUUCCAGCACGUCACAAUCGGAUGUCCAGCCUUCUGCUAAGCAAUGUGAGAAGUCAGCACUGUUUCAGUUUGCUGAGGUAGGAAACUUUAAAAACUAAAAAAGACAGAGGGCAAUGUAGAUUAUUGCAAAAAUCCCAGCACCAGAAAUACAUUUUAAAGACAGGAUCAGCCCUUUUCCAAAAUUUGUAGAUUAUCUGAAAAUGAAAUAAUUUCAGACAUAUAUUAAAGGGGCAUAGAAGCAAUCACAAAAUAGUAAUCCAUAAAUCACAGGAAAACUAGAGUGUGAUGGAGUUACAGAAUAGUACUAGCUGCUCCUGUGAACAUAAAUCAGUAUUUCAUGCUCGUAGUGCUAUGGAAAUUCUUUGUACAUUACCUGCCUGUAAAGGUAUCUUGCCAGAGGCAACUAGUCACUGAUAUAAAUCUUGUGAAUUUGCCGAAAAUGUAAGCUCCCUCCUUGCUUCCAAACAGUACAGGAAGUUUCAGGUGUCGUGUCAUAUUAUUCCUACAGGGGUGGGAGGAGGUAAUGGACUCUGCCAUUUCUCUUAGCAUUACAUUAGCAGUCCAGAGAUUUCUAAAGGUUGUAAGUACACCAAAACAACUUAAUUAAGCUAAAGUUGUUUUGGUACUUAGAGUGCACCCUGAAAACUCUUUAAAUUAUAAUAAAUAAUGUGCUGCCUAUAGUCAUAUUGGUCUACCCUGCCGUGUUCUUCCAUGUUAGUUUUGUGUAAAAAUAAGCAAGAAGGUUCCUCAAGGCAACUGGGAUUUAUAAAUGUGUAUGGCUGCGCCUCAUCUUAUACAAACCAAUGAUCAACACUCCUUUUUAUUUAAGUAUAUACCCUAAAAAUCAAAUAAAGGAAAUGGUGACCAGUUGAGCAAUAUGAAAUGAACUACUUUGGUGUGUAUCAAACCUAAUCUUCUGGUGCGGUUUAGGAAUUGAAGUGAGCUGUGAUGAUAUUUGACCAAAUCUAAGUUUGGAUUUAGAGCUGGCUGUAUUUAUUCCUAUUAAUGCAAUGCUUAUUCUAAAUGUCAGUUUGUUAUAGAACUGAAAUGUAACAAUUACUAACCCAAGUGGCAUACUUUCACCCACUGUAGAUCUCAUCAAGCCAGUAUAAGGGAAGUAUGUUGUUUUACAUGAGAGAUUUGCUUAGUUGUAAAAAAUUAUUUAUAACACUGCUCCUAUCCCGAUAUUGAACACAUUUAAUGUCAUAUAACAAUUUAUUCUUCUUUAUUUUCUUUCUAGAUUUCAUCAAAUACUUCACAGAUUAGCAGCCCCGAACUGUCAAAAUGUGGUGGGAAAACAGGACUUUUCCAUUUAGCAGAGGUAACCCAACAAUGUAUAGAUGUGCUCAAAUAAAUACCAUAAGCAUAAGGGUAACAAGAGCAUUUACAAAAUACACAAUGAUCACCGUGUAAAAUGAAAAAAAUUCAAUAAAAACAUAUGUAUGUUGUACAGGUUCAUAAAUAAUAUAGUAAGUUAAUAGAUGUCAAUAGUCACAUAAGGUGCAACAAUUGUUAUUUGGUAAAAUGUUGUCAUUAAAUAUAUACACACAUACCACAACCACUGACACCAAAGCAGCGAGGGGAAUUGCAUACUGAGCACAGUUAAAUAUUGGCCUCUCACAGAAAAUACCACUCCUGAUACACAAAAUGUGAUACACAAAUAAAGAGAUACAGCCAACCUAUAGAGGAAUAAAAAAAACAACACAAUAUAAAUUGUUUAGAUCUUCCUAACAGAUUUUUCAGACAGCAUGGAUCCUGGUGUCACUCUAGAAAUAAAGUGCAAAAAUGAUUGUGCAGAAUGUUCUCUCUUCCAUAUAAAAAGAUAUUUUAUUGUGCGUAACUUAGUAAAGAAUUUGAUUUAUUGGAAUUCUCUGAGGUAUGGCAUGGCCAUAUCAUUUAUUCAUCCAAUUAGGUGAAGUUAUUCACAAUAUGCUAUGAAUUCUUUACUAUACAUUACCUGCAAGCAUGUCAUUAAAUUUGCUUGUGCUGCUCAGAACAAAUACAGUGCCCUUUUCUCAUACUAGAGCUCUUCAGCAGGGCGCAUGGGCUACUCUGGAAGACCAUUGAACCGACAUGCUCACUUUGAGAGGGGGCAUGCUUGUCAUUGGUAAUGACAAAACACCCGCCUCACAGGGUCACUGUAAUUAAAACAUGCCUGGACCGAUUUUUGUUCCCAGUCCGCCUAGCUUGCAAUAAAAUAUAUUUUUAUUUGGAAUAGAGAAUGUUCUGCACCAUAUUUUUUCCACUUUAUUUCUAGUGUGAUAUCAGGAUCGUUGCUGUCUGAAAACAAACAAAAAAGUUUUUUUUCUGAGACAUACUUAUAUGAUUGAUCUACCUAGUGAUUUUUGAGUGCAAUACUACAACAGCGUUAUGCUAUGUAGCUUUUUUGUUUAGGUUGGCUGUAUCUUUUUUUUGUGUAUGAAAAUAUUGUUAUUAGCAGACAGAAUCUAGUGAAAUCAUUUUAACUAGCAAAGGGUAAACCCUCUUGUUAUGCUAUAAAGUAGAGGAGAAGGGAAAAAUGUGGUAGCAUUCAAAAGUAAGUAUUUUUCAAUGCACUAUGUAUCUAUAUGUAAAAAACUGAAAAGAUACGGAUUGGCUUUGAGUUUCCAUUAACCACCAGCAUCUCAUUAAUAACACAAUUUUAAUUACACUAUUGUGCCUCCUACCACCUCACUCCUCCAGGCAUCUGUUUACACUCUCCACAAAAUGAGAGAGCUCUAAACACGUAUUUAGAAAUGAAAACAACAAUAACACGUUUACAUUUAUUAUCUAUAAUAUAUGUGUUUCAUUAAAAAACAUUUCACAGUAGAUUACAGUCUAAUAUGAUAGUUAUUAGUAUUAAGGACAGCAGUAGCCUUGAUGAAGGUUUGCUGUGUGGUACAGAUCAAUAACUAUAUGAGCUGAUUGUGUUUUACAGUCUCUGACCUGAGAAAUGUGUCUAGUCUUAACUAAAUUUGUGCACAUUCAGAGUUAUUCACUAAACACUGGAUAUGUCUGGAUGGGCAGAAAUCUAGUGAAAAUCACUGAAUUCCGCAAUGGCAAUUCUCAUUUUUACUAAAGCCAGAUAUGGUUGAAAUUUUGUUGGCCCAAGUGAAUCGGCAGCAAUUGCUCGAAUGCAUUUAAUGUUCUGAUUAAUAUCAGGGCAUUCACAUCCAAACCCUCUACAAAAUAUAUAGGUGUGAGUAUAUCUAUUAAAUACUUAAAUCCAGUGACUAGGGCCUGUAAAGCAAGGAGAGGAUCAUAGUCUUCCAUGUGCCCCUGCCAAUGAGAUCACUGUCCACUCGCCUGUCCACACUCAUAGGGUGGGUGCUAAUCAGUUUAAAAAAUGGAAGGGGAGGGUGGACAUACCUUAUGUUACCACUUGCCCCACCUAUGGUCAGGGGGUGGGGCUAUUGUAAUAUGCCAAGUGUCCCACCCUAUUCCUCACCCUUACGGUUGGAUAAGAGUUCAAAAAUGUAAAAAAAAAAAAAAUGGGGGGAUUGGGGCCAAGUGUCAUUAAAUUCAGGGCACUCUAAUAAGAAUUAAACGUGUGGGAAAGUGUAUAUAAAGGCUUCUCCCACUUUAAAGCCUCAUUCAGCAUGGAACCCUAGCAAGGCAAGAUUUUUAUAUAUGUCCUUUUUUGGGACUAAAUAUAAGAUAAGAAAGAAUACUUUACACAGUAAUACAUUUUUUUAAUUUUUUUCUUUUUAUUAAUUUUAAUAUCCUCCCCUUAUUAUUAUUAGGUUGAGUGGAUAGGUAGGGUGUUCAUUUAUUUGAAUAGAAGUGCCUAAGGGAUUGGUAGACAAUGUCAAUUUUUGGAAGGUGAGCAAUGGCAUGUCCACUUUCUCCACCCCAUUGUAUAUUAUUUUUAGAGCUCCCUCCCACUAUCUUUUAUUAUUUGGAUUUCUCACCUCCCGCUAAUGGGUGUGCACAGUAGUUCAUCCCCCACUCCAACCCACAUCAGUUACAUAAUAAUAGCCGUGGGUGGGGACUAAUUACCAUGUCCACCACUACGGAAAGGAUGGUGGACAGUGAUCCAUAGGGGAGAUUGUGUCCUUCCUCUUAUUUUACGUGCUUUUCAACUGCUAAUUUUAAACAUGUAAUAGAUAUGCUCCCAGCUGCCACAUAUCAGUUGGGGGUUUAAAACCUUUCUUAUAGUAAUAUGGGGGGGGGGUCUAAUUGACCCAGGGUUUUUGUUAUUUAUUUUACUCUAAUGUAGCAUUGGGCUAGCAAACACUGGCCAGUCUCCACAUAAUUAACCCUGAAAUUGCUGUGGGUUUUAAUUAUCCAAAUAACACUGUAUGCAGCGGAUGUUUUUUCCUCGUUCGGUAUGGGGCCAUUUGGACUUUAGUGAAUAACGCUGUUAGUCUUUAAAGGGUUGCUCUAAGUACCAACUCAACUCAGCAAAAUCGCAAAGUUGAAGACAUAAAGGGUACCCCAUGCAGCCAUUUGUAAAGAUUGCCACAACUCUAUCACAGCUCCCUCAGAGUUUCAUUAACCAAAUAUCAAUUUUGUUCAAGUACUGCAUGCACAUGGUAGGGGGGUAAUUUUCUUUCUUUAUUUUUCCUUUAAUUGUCAGUUAUAUCACAGACAAUGUUUUGCAUAUGUAAGUGUCAUCUGUUUAACUGGCUUAUCCAUUUGAUUAAAAUAAAUUGUAGAAUCGAAAAUCUAGUUCGAUUAAAAUGUAUCUGAAAGUAUAUAGGCUGAAUUAUCUUAGCAUAGUAAGGGUUUACUUAGGUUACCGAAUACCAAUUCCUUCACUGUUGUCUAUGGGUAACUUGCUUAGAAAAGUAAUCUUUUACUUUUCUAAGAGAAUCCAAUAUAAUGUAUUUAAAAACCGUACAUAGUGGUCAAUCUGUACUUAGAAGUUUUGUUCAGUAAUAGCCAUUUAGAAACAUUUUAUUGCAUCUUAAUAUUUCUUUUAUUCGUAUGACUGUUGUAUUUGUUGAUUUUGGGUGUAGAUUUCCUCAAGUACAUCACAUUCCGAUUCACCUGCAUCAGCAAAACAGUGUGGGACAUCAGCAUUGUUUCAACUUGCAGAGGUAAUAACUGGACUAAUAUAAAAUCGAUUUGAUUUAAAGAAAACUAUAGGCAAAAGAGGACCCACAUGUUUUUCCAACAUUUUUUAAAUGAUACACAGCCACAACUUAAUGUGUUAGGGAAAACAGACAGUCAUUCACAUUCUCAUUUAAUUCAAUAUUUGGAUUUUUAUAAAGAAUGCUAUUGGCAAGCUGAUAGAUUUUUGUUGAUAACUCCAAAACAUGUGGGCUUCUAGAAUCCUCUACUAGUAUUUGAAAAUGGCAUCAAGUGCAUAAACAAUAGAUUUCAGAUGUUUUUGUUACAGAACUCGUAAAAAUCAUUAGUAAAUUUAUCUGCCAUGGAACCUUGCUAAAGCAAAUACUUCCUACUUAGUAACCUUGUAUCGUAGGAGCAGAUAAAGCACUACAAGUCCUCCCACUGACCUAGAUAUGAAUCUGAAAAUCAUCUUUUAUUUUAUUACAAAUUUAUUUCAUGACAUAUACAUUAUUGAUCCUGUUUUUUUUUUCCCAGUCAUAUUAAUUUGUGUAUAUAUAUAUAUAUUUUUUAUAUAUAUAUAUAUAUAUAUAUAUAUAUGUGUGUGUAUAUAUAUGUAUAUAUUUUUAUAUAUAUAUUUUUAUAUAUAUAUAUACACCAAAAGAGUUGUGGUGGGGAAAAAAGUGUGGAUGAAAACCCCUUCCACCUGAAGUAAGUGGAUAGUUAAUACAUUGCUAAACACCAAUACAUAUACCAGUCAAGCCAUAAGACUUGCUUUUCCCACAGAAAUCUCACUUUAACAGUGCUCUUGCUUUAACUUCCCCGAACAUAGACAAACGCACCAGAGCAGGGAAUCUCUCUAAUCUAUGCUCGUGGAAAUUUCCCCGAACAUAGAUUAGAGGGAUUACCUGCUCUCGUGCGUUCGUCUUUGUUCGGGAAACUUCUAAACUAGACAAGCGCACCAGAGUAGGGAAUCCCCACAACUGUUCACACUUACGCCUGGUCGUAAGUGCGAGCCGUCGUAAAACAGGUAGGUCGCUAAAUGAGGACCACCUGUAUGUAUGUAUGUAUAUAUAUAUAUAUAUAUAUAUAGAUAGAUAGAUAGAUAUAUAGAUAUAUACACACACACCAUAUUUGUGAAAGUUUGAAAAGUAUGAAACCAGGAAGUGAGGGAUCUCUUGCAACUAAGCUCUCAUGUGGGAAACUAGGGUAAAUGUUAUUCCCUGAUAUUUAAUGCAAUAAAAAAGCACAUAAUGUAAAGGUUUUCAUGGUGCACUGGUGCAUUGAGUUUGUCACAGUAAGUUUAAUGCACAUAUGGGCUAGUCAUGAGUAAAAAAUAAAGCUGGUGUGUUCUAUUAAUAACUGUGUCCUGGUUGAUUUAUUCAGGGAUCCUUGUAAUAGUGUCUUUGGGCCUGUAGGCUGACUGCUUGGUCCCUUAUUCGGGCUUUGUCUCUGAUUUACAAGUUACAAUGGGAUAGGUCUGAGAGCCAAAAGUACCUUUGUAAAGGCAAUAACUGGUCAGUGUUUAGGCAGGGGUGUUAAUACAUGCCUGAGAGAGGAACAGAAGAAGCAAAGGCAGAAGGGACAAUCCCUGCCUAGAACGAGAGUAUCCUGGUCCAGGGUGAAAGAGGUCCUCAGCGACCCCAGUCACGCUUCUGCAUCUGUGGCUGAAGCAUCCCAGUGUUUUGGAUCAAAGAAAACUUUGAUAAUUUGUCUAUCUACUCCUUCCAAAUUGAUUAAUUAAUGCGUGCACGCUUUCCCUAGAAGUAAUUCACACCGGAGACAAAGUUUCUGAUCAGUGAAAAACCAAGGAAUGCUUUAUUCCCCGUAGUGGGGGCUCCUUCUUAAAGCAAAAAUACGUCACAGUUUAAACAUACAGUAUACAUUCAACAAUUGGUUAACAGUCUAAGGGGUCUUGUCUAAACCCCCCUACAGGAUGUAGUGUCGUCAUUACAGACUUCUCCCGCCUAUAUUCCAGCCCCAUCCUGGAUACACGAUGGGAGGGGGAGUGAGUAGUUUCUUUCAGUUACUUUAACAGUGAUUCUCCAUUUUGUUACACGUGGCAUAUAGCUGUUAACUGGCACAAAGGAAGUGGGGGAGGAGUUAGUAAAGGAAGCUGUUAACACAGGAAUUUUGGUUACACAAGGUUUGCUUGAUGGGAAGGGGGGAGGCUAGCAGGAUGUGAGGAAUUUACAGAGGAAACAGCAACUGAACACAUUGUAGGGGGGAAAAGGGAAUAUUUACUCUAGCAGCCAGUUUUAACAUAGUGUACACAGAAUAAAUAGACAUUAGUAAAUAGCCAUUUUAUUCUAAUUCAUCUGUCCAUAACACCAGGGUCCCUGAUAGCAGCUAGGAAGCUGACCUGGUGAGGGUAGUCACUCAGCGUAAGUAGUUUUGUCACAUAUGGGAUAUGUAGAUUACAUACAAAAUCCGCUACAUUCACAUGUUGGAUAAGUAAAACUGUUAACUGAUAGCAGUCAUAAUGUGGCUGCUGUGAGUUAACAGAUGUUAACUGUCUCAGCAGAUCAUACACACAGCAUUGGUUAAACUCUAUCCUAAGAGGAGAACAAUUUCAAACAAAGUUGUGCAUGUGUUACGCUUGCAACUUGAAUAAAAUUAUUUAGCCAGACUUUUGUUUUGGCCUGUCUGAUUUACAAACCUUAAAUAUUAUUAAAAUAUCUCAGGAAUAGCAGUGUUUCUUAUAGAAACACCACAAUUUAUCCUAAAGAAAGUCCCUGAGAGGACUGAAAUGUUGAAUUUUUAUUGCAUAAACAAAGAUUGAAUUUUAUAAAAGGCCAAGAGUGCAGCCUCACCAUUUACCAUUUUAUCUAUUGAAGCCUUGGUGUUGGCACUCGGCCAUACAGGGGAUUUUCAACUUGUGUGCAAGGAAUUUCUGUGGAAAAUAUAUAUAUAUACACACACAAAAUAGAAGUGUGACGGCAGUCACUUUUAUCCAGUUCUAUGAACGAAGAAGCUCUUUGAAUAGUAAUGCCUCGUUGCUCCACAGUGGAACGUAAAUACACUUUAAAUAUUAGAAAGAAGUGGGCACUCAUAGGACUUUUGCUAGAGAAAAAUCGAAAAUUUAAUUUAAUUGUGCAGCGUCAACGUUUUGGACCUACUCGUGGUUCUUUCUCAAGACAAAUUGCAACAAUCAAAACAUCAUAUAUAUAAUACAAAAAAGUAAUUUACUUAAUUGAUUGAAUUACUCCAUCUGUGUGUAACCCGCCACCAUGAAAGCUGAAAACCGGAAACUAUGUGUGUACCGGAAAUGAGUUACAGCCUAAUACCUCCCAAAACAGUACAACCAUAUAUGGGAUCUGUCAGUAACACGCACAUUGUAAAAUAGUUCCGGAUGACUGUAUGUAUAUAUAUAUAGAGAGAGAGAGAAAGAGAGAAUAUAUCCAAAAGUGAAAAAGCCAUGAAUUGAUAAGUGAAUUUGUAUCUAUGGAAUAGAUUAGAAACAACUAUGACAUAUAAAAUAAGAAAGCAUGACUUUUCUUUGAAAAACAUCUUAGAGGAACUUGAUUAAAAAUUCAAUUUAGCGAUCUAAUAAUGUAUCACUUUUGUAUAUAUUAUGUAUAAGGUUAUAUUGAUGUCGGGUCGCCAUCAAUGAAUAGUAGUAUAGUAGAUAAAGAUACUGUUUAGCAAGAUGGGAGAAGGAGUAAAAAGAUUCUUAGUGACUAUCAAAUAUGUAUAACGUCACCAUCAGUAAGGUGAUAGAAACGCUGGAGACCAUAUACAAACACAGUCAAUCUCUUAUAAAAACUAAAAAUGAUGCAAUAGCAUUGUGUGUGUUGUACAACAGAUGAGAUUUUAACAUUUUGUCAAACUUGUGCUAGAGGGAGGACCGAAAAAUAUUUCUUGAACUAGGGACCUCUUUACAUUAGUUCCGCCACUGAAUGCAUAGACAGACGUCUUGCACCAUAACAACUUUGGAAGUGAUUGUAAUGCUUAGUGUAACUAUUUAAUAACAAACUCUCAGUAUGUUUUAUAUGAACUUCUCUUUGGUGUCUUCUGAAGAGAAAUAAUACAGGGCCAAAUAUUGUGAUUUUUCCAGAGGAUUCAGGACAGUAUACAAGCAUGCCAUGUGUUUUACAGUGUAGAUUUAUCAUUUAGCACUAUUUUUGACAUAUACUAAUAUAAUCAGAACCUUUUUCAUUUUGCCUUAACAUUUUUUAUUUUUUUUACAUUUCUUUAGAUGUGCGUAGCAUCCGAGGCUGUGAAAAUAGAAAUUUCAGAGGAUGUAAUCAAUGAUCAUUUGGUAACGAUGCAGAAACCUGUAUGCUUGCAAGAGACAAAUGUGGAAGAGACAGACAAAAAUGUAAUUUCUAGCAGCAUAAAAGAUUAUGCUCAAGAUUCUGAAAAGGUUGAGUUUGAUCACGUUAAAAUAAAAAAAGAAGUCUCAUAUUCCCCAGAUCCUUCUGAUGCAGAAUUUUUCAAUUUUCUAAAACGAGAAAAAGUUAGAAAGAAGAAGAAAAAGAAUAAAUCUGAACACGAUGUUGUAGAGAAAGGAUCACCAAAAAAGACCUGUAAAAAAAGGCAGUCAUCUGAGUCAGAUAUUGAAAGUGUCAUGUAUACAAUUGAGGCCGUUGCAAAGGGAGACUGGAGCAUUGAAACACCUUCAGUUUCACCAAACAAGAAAGCCUGUUCCACUUCUAGUCCAAAUCACACAUCAUCAGACCUAAAGCCUAUAAAGAAGAAGAUAAAAUCAAAAGAAAAGAAACUGUUAAAGGACAAAGUUGAUAAAACCUUGGAAACCACUGAAGAGCUGAUGGCACCAGAACCAGCAAAUAUUGUGCCUGCUGAGGAAACAUCUGUUGAGGUGCCUGAAUGCAUAAAAGAAGAGCUGUCGCCUAAAGAGGAGGUUCUUCAGAUCUGUUUGCCAGAAAUGCUAAAAUCUGAGGACUUUGACAAUAAUAAAAAGACAGAGGCAUGUGGUUCCAGGAAGUCAGAAAGGGCAUGCAAAGGUGCUCUUUACAAGACGUUAGUGUCUGAGGGCAUGCUAACCUCACUACGUGCAAAUGUCGACAGAGGUAAGUAUUUGGAUAAUUAAGGUUCUUGUGAUUGUGAAGUAUUGUCUAAAACUUAAAACUUGUAAUGCAUGAGACCUAAUGUUUUCUUUCUGUUUUUGAAAGAGUCUCCAAGCAUUAUAUCCACUGCAACUCAUUGUGAUUAUACUGCUAGUAGUUUUUGAACAGGCUUUUUAUUUUUUUUUAUUUUUUCCCCUUCACUGUUUAACCCCUUAAAGGAAAACUCCAGUUCCAGGAAGACAAUCCGUUUUCCUGGCACUGCAGGUACCCUCUCCCUCCCACCUCCCAUCCCAGGUAGCUGAAGGGGUGAAAACCCUUUCAGGUCACUUACCUGAGACCCUGCCGAUGUCCCUCGGCGGUGGUUUCGGGUCAGCGUCGCUCCUCCCAGUAAUCACGUCAGCCGGUGGACGAGACUGAUCCCGCCCGCCAGCUGAGGAAACCUACCGCGCUCGCGCAUUAGGUCUCCCCAUAGGAAAGCAUUGAAAAAGAUUUUCAAUGCUUUCCUAUGGGGAAUUGAGCGACGCUGGAGGUCCUCACACAGCGUGAGGAUGUCCAGCAACGCUCUAGCAAGCUAUGAAUCAGGAAGUGCCCUCUAGUGGGUGUCUAGUAGACAGCCACUAGAGGUGGAGUUAACCCUGCAAUGUAAUUAUUGCAGUUUAUAAAAAAACUGCAAUAAUUACAGUUGCAGGGUUAAGAGUAGUGGGAGUUGGCACCCAGACCACUCCAAUGGGCAGAAGUGGUCUGGGUGCCUGGAGUGUCCCUGUAAGGACGAAGGAAAUUGUGCAAUUUCUGAGCAAAACAAAUCCUAGAAUUUGACCUAUAUAUCUGUUCAGUCAUACAUUACCUCUUUCAUAUUAAGUGCACCUACACUUUUUAUAUAUAAUUUUAUUCAGGUGAAAUUCAUUUCACAUAAAAUAUUUAUAUAUGGAACACUAUGUCAUGUGGAUAAAACCUGAAAAAGUAUGAGAAAUUAAGAAAAUGUAUUUACCAAGCUCCGAAUGGCACUUUAACUGUGAAUGUCAUAAUACGGUUAGCUUUUACUGCAAUAAAACACACGUAUUUGUAUGAUGUGAUGCCCCACGUGUAGAGGUUUAAUGGUGUGUUAGAAAGUUACAGGGUCAAAUAAAGAAUUUGCCCUUUUCAGUUUUUACACAUUGAAAUUUGCCAGAUUGGUUUGCUGCGUUUAUGUAGUCUUUGGACUGUAUGGCAGCCCAGGAAUGAAAAUUACCCCAUUAUGGCAUACUAUUUGUAAGAUAUUCAAAAUGGGGUAUGUCCCAGGAUAUUCAAAAUGAGGUAUGUCAAGUCUUUUUUAGUAGCCACUUAGUCACAAACCCUGGCCAAAGUUAGUGUUCAUAUUUGUUUUUUGCAUUUCUCACAAAAAACAGACCUUUCUCCAAUGAUAUUAUUGUUAUUACACGUUUUACUGCUCUUAAACACUUAUAUUUGUGUUCAGCGAUGUCUUACGAGUACAUCAGUACCCACCAUGUACACGUUUUCUGGGAUUUUGGAAAGUUACAUUAGUCAAAUAUAUGGCUUUCUGUCUGAUUUGUCAGGCAGGUCCCCCAUUAUAUAAUUAAUACAAUUACAUAAUUAUGUAAAAUAAUAUAUAAAUAUUUAAAUGCUAGACUUCAGUAAAUUGAGCUGUAGUUGUUAUGGUGCAUCCUUUUAAUUUAGCAAUGCAUAUCGUUCCCUUAAUGAGUAUACCACUUCUUAGUGCAGUUGGAAAUACAUUUCUCACCAUGUCUCCAGUGAGCACAAACAGCUUUCUGAAUUGUAGUCCAUCAAUUGCUAAACAAAUUAUAGUACAUAUUUAGACAUGAUAUUAUAUUUCUCCUGAAGCUCUGGUUUAAUUGAGCCUUUCUUGACUGGAGGAAUCAGAGUGGAGAGCAGCCCGUAUCCACAGGAGGUACAAACACCUCUGUGAACCAUCUUGACCCAAAAGGUGAGGAAAGGCCUUCAGUUUGCUUUUCCUUUUAACAUAUGUAGGAGGGAGAAAGAGACAGAAGAGGAUACAGGUGGCUUGUACAUAAGAACAUAUUAGAUAGAAACCAGGGGUGCUCAACAGUUUAACAGACUAGAAUGCAACAUAUGUUUCUUGAAAAUUUAAAUCAAAUAUGUCUGUAUUAACACAACAUGGGACCAUCGUGACCAGAAAGAAAUGUGAAAUACAUACAUAUGAUAUUUUAGCCUAUUUUUCAUUAUUACUGUGUUUUGUUUUGUUUUGUUUUUAAUUCAGGCAAGAGAAAUUCAUUAAAGGGCAACUCAUCAGACCACGAAGGCUGCUGGAAUGAAGACAACUGGACGUACAAUCAAACAGGAACUAGCAGUAGCAAGAAAUUAAAAAAGACUAAGCCAAAGGAAGAGUCUACCAUUGGGUAUAUUGCUAGUCUCAUGACAAACCUAUUGUUUCCAGAUGCUUCAUUAUAAAACAUUUUCAUUUAUUCUAAAUAUUAAUUGUUGAUUGUAAAAACCUUAACCGUCAUUUGUUAUCAUAACCCUGCUUGCUUUGUACAUUUGUGUAGAACCUUAUAUUGAGUGGAAUGUUUGUUUGAUUUGUCUCUGUGGAUUCUAGUUUAGCAAAGCUGGAAGAAGAGUUUGAAAAGAAAUUCAAUAGCCUUCCUCAGUACAGCCCUGUUACAUUUGACCGCAAAAAUGCUGCAGUCCCUAGAAAGAAGAAAAAGGCUUGCAGUGGACAAGCUGAACAACAGAAAAUCAACAAAGGUAGGAGUCUUAAGUAUUACAAUACAAACACUCUACUAACAACUAAAACCCUACCAAGCCCAGAAAGAUCAUUCUCACAACUCCCCCAAAGUCAAGUGCCAGUUGGAUACUCAUUACUGCCGCCAAUCUAAUUCAAACAUUCGAGAGAGAAAAAACAUUGAAUAUUAUUUUUCUCAUAAUCUUAAAUAUAGGUGAACAUGGGUGUUUUCCCUGCCUUUGCCAUGAAAAAAAUAUUGAUGAUUUAGUACUUAAAUCAAAUCCAAUGUAGUCACCUAUGCAUCCUCAUUUUCAUUCUGUUGAAAUCCACAAAAUAAAUAACAUCACGACCCAUCGGGACAUUGGUGCAAUAGAAAAGAAAAUCCUUAAAUAAGAUCUUUACCUUUAAAACAGAAGGCCAAUUAGAGGAAUUGUUAAUUACUAGUGAGUAUAUUUACUAUGGUGCUUGUGGCUUGGUCCCUCUAAGGAAUCAUAUCUAAUAACUUUAAAAAAAUUGACGCCAACAGUUAAAAAGGGUACUGUAAAGGAUUGCAAUGGUGAUUAUUUGCAAACUUUUAAAGAAGAGCUGUCACUGUCAGGAAGGUGGCAGUUCCUUGUUCCUUUACUCCAAUAAAUAAUGGUUCAUUGUGAAUGUAAUUUCCAACCCAAUUCCAGAAAAAGACUGCUAAUUGCAUGAACUGUAGUACAUGUUUAUUCUAUUCUGGGUCUAUUUUGGAGUCAAAUACAAAAAAAUGGUACGCAAAAUAAUAUGCUUAUAUAUUGUGGUAUAUUCAUUAUUUUCAAUAGUAUAAACCUGAUACAAAAAAGAAACAAUAUUCAUAGUGCAGCACUGGAAUAAUAUUGAAUUAAUCCCACACAUCUUUUGAACCAAACUCACAGGUUUGGAGUGAUAUAGCACCAGUAACACUUGUUUGCAUGGUGAUGAUCAGACCCUAGCUUGGAGUGGAUUCAAAUAUAGGAGACCUAUCUAUAUCUGGAUAUCUACAAACCAAAACACCUUUGUUUUUCAGACUGCUCACAUGCAAAUUUAAAAUUGUUCAUAAAAUACUGCUAUGACUUGUAAAGGUUUAGCAUGAGCUCUUUGCGCUGCAGUUGGCAUUUUGCAGGUGCAAUUCUAUCUUCAUCUUCGGCAAAGUAAUACUUGACAUUACUUGACAUACCCAAACAACAUGUUUUGCUUUACCCACUGGAGUUUUUUCAAGUGUGCCUGUCUAGUGUUAAAGGAUGAUAUCUCUUUUCCAAUUGUGAAGAUCAACCUCUAAUAUAAAGUACAACCUUCUCAAUCAGUCCAUUUAAAAAAUAGGGUUUAUCAACUAAAUAUUUAAAUUAAUGUAUAAAAAUUUUUUUAAAUGGUUCUCUUAAUGACAUAGUUACAUAGCUGAAAAGAGACAUGUGUCCAUCAAGUUUAGCCUUUCCCAUAUUUGUUUUGCUGUUGAUCUGAAAUUAAAAGGACACUAUAGUCACCAGAACAACUACAGCUUAAUGUAGUUGUUCUGGUGUCUACAUUAAAAGGCCUGCAUAGACAGGCAGUAAAUGUAAAAAGGUCACUCCAGGCAGCCCUUUUUACUCACCUGGUUCCAGCGCCGGGAGCCUCAUGAUACCGCGCCCCCUAUUUCGUCAAAAUGACGAAAUAGGCGGGCGCGAGCAGGGAGCAAUCAGACGCUUCCAUUCAUGCUGCCCUAUGAAGUCCUGAGCGCACUACUGCGCAUGCGCGCGGUGUGCGAGGCCGUGAGCUGAGCUGACAGCUCGCGGUCUUUGCCCGCCCCGUCUCCUCUGCUGACAGGCAGGAGAUAGAAGGCGCACAUACAGUGCCUUCUCUCUCCUGCACACGUCAGACAUAUUUUUAUUUUUUGUAUGAAAAUACAGUGUUUACAUUAGAUUGCCUGCAGGGAGCUAUAGAUCUCACCUGAACAACUACAUUAAGCUGUAGUUGUUCAGGUGACUAUAGUGUCCCUUUAAAUAUUAAAGAAUAAUUACACCCUCAUAGAAUUUCAUAUAAGACAGCCCAAGAGGUAGAACAUUUCAGAAGAUAAUUUGUUCUUCAACUUCAAAUUCCUUUCCUGAAUCCCCAGAGUAGUGAGUGUAAACAAAUAUUCUUCAUAAAACAACUUAUGUCAAGAAAAUAUUUAUGUCAACUUGUUAUGUUGAGAAAGCAACUUGUCAUGUUGAGAGAACAAGUUUUCUCGAGAUAGCAAGUUUUUUUGUCGGCAGAAAAAUUUUAAGCUUCUUUUGGCUAUCAUACCUUUGCCUUAAAUCUUUUUUUACGGUUAUUUUCUUCCUCACUUAGACAACCCAGACACUUAUUACAUCCAAAAAAAACUUUUGUUUUACUGAAAACAUUUUCAACUUUCAUUCCCGUUAGAAAACUCUAGAUAAAAUGAAUUUUAAAAUGCCCUGCUCUUUAAAAGGGAUUUUUUUUUUUUUUUUACACAAUUCUCUUUAAAUCAUUAUCAGUAAAUGGAAUAUACCAAAUAUCUCUAUAAUCCCAAUAAUCUCCGAAUGUUUUCAAUUAAAAUCAAAAACGACUAGUAAACUAUCUUUCAAUAUCCCAUGCUUCUUUUAUUUUUUAUCUUUCAAAUAAAAGUGUCUCUAAAUCUCUCCACUACCUCUCUAACAGCUUCUUUUUUUAAAUGAAUAUUUUUAUCUUCCUCUUGUUUCUUUGUUACUUCAUCUGUACAAUUUGUUUUUAAUCUAAGUAAUUGUCAUUGUUAAGCCAAGUGGAAUAGUGACCACAAUUAUGCAGAAUAUUUCCAUUAGUACUUUAAAAAACAUUUGGCAUUCAUUUCCUUAUCAGCUAUAAAAAAUUCUACGUCUAUAAACAUUAAUAUUGCUGAACUUAUACCGCUCCCCACUCAAUUGUAUUGAGAAACUAUACAAUUUAUUAAAACUUUCCUGUGUGGCUUUCCAGACCACAACAAUUGUAUCUAUAUUACAUCACCAGGACAGUAGGCACACUUCCCAGUCAUGCCUCCUGUAGAUAAAUCUAUAUGCCAUAAUUACCUAUAAUUGUAAAUAAAAAGUUGAAUCAAACCAAAAAUAAUGAUUUGAUAUACUCCAAUGUCAACUCAGCAUAUAGACCUCUGAGGUCAUGUUUACUAAGACAUCUGUUUGCAAAGCCAUAAACAAAUCUAGGCGUUCUUCCUUGUGACCUAGUUUUCUUAUUGUUAUAAUAUGCAAUGUAUCUUUUAUAUGUAUAACUGAAAGUGAUACUUUAAACAUUCUUAAAGGGAUCCCCCAGCAAGUUCAGCUUAUUGUAUUACUUAUGUUGGAAGGAGGCUGAGUGCUUUAUUUAAUUUGUUUGGUCGUUUUGUCAGAACGAUUUUAAGCAGUUUGACAAAACAGAAAAAAAAAUGAGAGAAUUUUAAGCACACAUAACAUACCCCUCCGCUUGUGAAAUGAUAAUGGAGAUGUUCCACUUCCUAAUUUUUUAGCCAGAAUAUUUGUAGAAUAGAUCACUGUUAGCUCGUGUAUGCCACUGGAUUGACACUGACUGAGAAACCAGUGUCAUUUCUACAGCACCAAAAAUGUUAAUGGUGGCCUGGCACAACCAAAUGCUGUUUUCCUGUACAAAUAUUUUGCCUCAAUAAUAAGGAAGUAAAUAUAAUUUUCAAAGGAAAAUUUAGGGGGGCGUGGCUUGAACGCUGAAGGGAGCGGACACAUGUUGGCUAAGCUCCCAUGGCUGGCACUGCAUUCAGCAAACUUGGGGCACAUAGCUACCCUAAUUCAGCCCGAGCUCGGGACUAGCACCUCAGCUCUCAAUGGGAAAAGGGUUGAAAAAUCUUAGAACCCUCACAGGGGACAGCUCCCAAGAUAUUGCCGUCCUAGUCUCAAAAUGGCGCCAUGGCCAGACCCACAUUAUUCCUCCUCCGUGGAAGAACUCCUCAAUGAACCCGAUGACAUACCUCGAACUGAGAGCAUAUUCACCCCACAUCAAGGGGAAGACCUAUCAGCCCCAGCUACAAAGGGGGACAUCAAAGCUCUGAUGACAAACAUAAGAGCCUUCUUCAAUGCUGAUCUUGAUAUAAUCCGUGAGGAUAUCACAGUGGUGACAGCCAGAGUACAGGCUGACAACAUCUCCUCCAUUGCCCAAACUCAAACAGACACCAACAAGGUAUUACAUCAACUUCAGGCAUCCCGCAAAACCAUGCAGGUUAGACUGGAUACCCUGGAUGACAUGCGGAGGCGCAAUAACCUCAGAAUCAGGGGCAUCGCUGAAUCAGUUACCGAACAUGAACUGCCUCACUUUCUACGACUACUAUUGGCCACUCUACUGCCACAGCGCUCUCAGCGCUUCAAGUAGACCGCUGCUUCCAACUUGCCAAGUCAAACAGGGCGCCGACUGGUGUUCCCAGAGAUGUUCUGGUACGCUUCCCACUGCUUCGUGACAAGCUGGCCCUGUUAGAAGCACUGAAAGAACACCCUUUCAGUUUGAGGAGAUGCAACUCCAAUUCCUGCAGGAAACAUCAGCUACAAGUGGGGAACCUCUCGAGCACUAAUAGUCAGCAGGGAUGGACACACUCACCAGCUCUCCACUGCAGAGGACUCCACAACCUUCCUCCAGGGACUGGGCCUUACUCUGCCUUUAACCCCUUAAGGACCAAACUUCUGGAAUAAAAUGGAAUCAUGACAUAUCACACGUCAUGUGUCCUUAAGGGGUUAAACAGCACGACCCAUCCAGGUCACAGCUGGGAUGUACGCAGGAUCGUCCCUUUUACCCCACUUGCCGCAGCUGACUACAGCUGAUACAGAAAAAGCACCCAGCGGCCGAGCAGUGACGGACUGACUCCUUCACCAGUCCCAUCGUUAAUAAUGUUCAUUAUUAUUUUAGCGUAUCGCUCAGAAAUGUUUAAGUUUAAGUUUUUAGUUUACACUGUUGACUCGAGAUGCCUGCAUACCUCUUAUGAGCUGUCCUGAGAAAAGGACAAUGUAACCGCCAAAUCCCCCCCAAAUGCUAUGGGGUUAUUGAGCGUAAUAUAAUAGUUAAAACCCCUGACUGACCAGAGUCCCAAUUACUUCUCCUCUCUACAACAUGAUCACUGCUUUUUUUAUCUAAGACCCAUAGGACUGGGUCUCCCUGCUAUUUUCGUGGUCUCAGCAAAAUUAAUAAGCCCCACAUUACUUAGUUUACUAUAUAGGCGUAACCUGUAUGUCCUUUAAAUUUUAUUGGUAUGUUCUACUACUCUGCCAAUACACUCCAACCUGGAAUAUUUACCACGUGUAUUGUCCACCCCUUGCACAAGGAAAAUAAAGAUUUUUUAAUUUAUUUUUUAAAAAGGAACAUUUUGGGCAAAUAAUCAAAGUGUGGAUAUAGUUUAGGCAUCAAUUUAAUAUCCAUAAAUACAUUUAAAACAGUUUAAUAUUUUUGCAUACACUUUUAAAAUGAUUUUUUUCCUCAAAAUAUUAAAACAUUAAAAAAUAAAUCAUAUGCAAAACAUAUAUAAAAAAUAUUAAAAUAUUUUUCUAAAUAUUAAAUUAUUUUAAAAGUGUAUCCACAAAUAUUAAACCUUUUGAAAAUCUUAUACAAUAAUAUUAAAUUGAGGCCUUAGAUGGUGAAUUUUCCCAAAUCAGUUGUUUUUACCAUUUGCAACUCGGUUUUUAAAUUUACUAAAAUUUGGGGUAUAGUAAAAAACAAAAAAAACUAAUGUAUGUAAUUUUGACUUUACAAAUAGUUGUAGAACUUUUUUUUAUUUUUUUUUAUUUAUUUUACAGAAACUGCUGUUUUGACUUUAUAGUAGAAAACCUUUGUGUGAGAAACGUAAAUGAAGUAUAUUGUCCAGGGAACUUGGACUAGAAUCAUCAAUACUGCAAAUCAUAUUAAGUUACAAAUUAUGUACUUUUUGUUGUCCUACAGGUGCAUUCCAGUCACAAAAGAAGAACCUGUUCCACAAAAUUGUAAACAAAUACAAGCAUAAAAAAGACAAGCAAAGUAAUUCGGAUAAAGGUAUAUAUUUGUAUUCAUUUACUGUGCCAUUUUAAAAAUGUAUGGUUUAAACAAAACAUUUUUUUUGGGUGGGGUGAUGUGUCAGAUGCUCAUAUACCACAUAUCAUAACCUAUAUCCAUAUUUAUACAAGUAGUGUACCAAUAGAUGUAUAAGGAAAAAUAAAAACUUUUUAUUAAUAUUUCUACAUUUCAUAGACAUUUGAGUAGCUCAGUGUGUAAAUGUAUAGGACCAGAAAAAUUUACUCUGAAGGUCAUUCACUAAACUUUCAAUUUAGUCAAUAAUAAUCUGAAUGGAAAAAUUGAGGCUAAACAAAGAUGUGACCUUAGCUGAUUUUUUUUUCCAGAUCAACAAUUAUUUAUAUUUCCCCAAUCUGACUUAAUUUCAGUAGAAGGUGGAGUUUAGUAAAUAAAUCUUGCAAAGUGAAAUUCAAUAUGUAAAUUAAAAUUUUAAGCCAAAAUAGACAAAUUUAAAACAGAUGAUUUUUUUUUUGAUUAUUGUUUUAUUAUUUAUUGAGCUAUUUUGGUAAAACGAUGUGAAAAUCACUUUGAAUUUCUGACAAUGUUUUCACUUUAGUGAAAACAUUAUUAGAAAUAAUGAAAUCAUCUCCAGCUUAAAUUUUUAUAUAUUUGUUCUCUUUCUUAAAGGGACACUAUAGUCACGAGAACAACUACAGCUUAAUGUAGCUGUUAUGGUGUCUGGCAGAAAAGGCAGUAUUUACGUUGGUGCCUAAUAACACUUAGUACAGUACAUAGUACAGUCACUCAGGGGACCACUAGAGGUUCUUCCAGUGUUAGUGUGCAGCGUCUCCACAACUCUUGGAGGCGCUGUACAUUCCCCCAUAGAGAUGCAUUGAUUCAAAGCAUCUUUAUCAUGCUGAUUGGCGCAUCGUUCUGCCGUGCAUGCAGAAUAGCCUCCUUUUUCUGUGGGAAAGCAUUGUAUUGGCUGAGAUCAUCAAGUUUUUGUGUGCACGUUGUGGUACAUAGUCACUAGAACAAUUACAGCUUAAUGUAGUUGUUCUAGUGAGUAUAAUCAUUACUCGCAGGCAUGUUCACCUCCAGUGGCCACUGGUAACAAAACAAAAUUCUGCUAAAUAUUUUUAACAUUUCCUCAAAGAGAUACUACAGGGACGCAGACCAGUUCACCUUAUUGCAAUGCAGUGCUCUGAGUGAAGUGCCCCUGUCCACUUAACCCUGCAAUGUUAACUGUUUAUAGCUUCCUUGAGUUUAACUUCAGGAAACUACGCUGGGCAUCCUCACGCUUUGCAUAAGGAUGUCCAACGUCUUGAACAUCCCAAAAGGAAAGCAUUGGUUCGGUCCUUUCAUUGGAAAAUCCUAAUGUGUGCACAGCACUUGCUGUGCAUUUGAUUUCCCCUAUCACCGUGAUGUCACUCGAGGAGGAGAUCGAUCCAGCACCGAGAGAACUCGGCUAUGGAAUCAGGUAAGUAAAAUAAAGUGUUUUUAAAUCUUUCAUGACCUGGGUGAGGGCGGGACAUGGAUGCUGAAGGACACUGUAGUGUUAGGAAUACAGUUUUGUAUUUCUAACACUAUAUUUUUUCUUUAAACAAUUUAUUGUUUAUAGAUGCUUUGAUUCUGAUAUGUAGGGUGUAGCUUGUGGGCACCUAUAGAAAUAAGCAUGCGAUUUUAGAGACCCAUAGGUAGAAGAACCACUGAUGUAGAACAUGUCUCUUUUUGCAAAAUUGUUUAUUACUAAAAUGGCCAAUCAGUGAGGGAGUUGAUCUAACUGGUAGCAUAAACGAGUCCUAAAAUGUUUUGUAGGCAUUGACAUCUAUAUACCCAAAGGGAAAUGAGUAAAGUAAUCUGAGGUAUUAAAUAGAGAGUACUAAAAUAUGUAUAACCCUUUACUUGUUUCUUCUGUACCCUUACUAAAAUCAUUGGCACACUGUGUCAAGGAUUGUCAGUAAGCAACAUCACCCUCCCCAUCCCAUAACUUAUCUGAUUGAUCUUGGUGACUAUAGUGUAACGUUAACUAGUAUUGAUUACUUUUUUUUCAAAUUCAAUAUACUCUAGGGCUUUUUGCUUUUUCAAAACUUUUUAUAUCUAUUUUGUCAUUUUUUUCCACAUUGAUUACAAAUAACAUAAAGCUUCUCUUUGCAAUAGAACUGAAUUGCUUACAUUUCCAGGCUUGUAAGAGUAGAGCUUUUUUUAACAUUGUUUCUAUACCAAUUGUUUCUUGUCAUUUGUGCUGCCUAAUCUGGUAUAAAGAUUCUAAAAGUUCUUUAAAGACAGACUUAAUUUUCUAUUGUAUUUUAGCCAUAUUAGAAGAAAAAAACACCACAGACAACACGUCCAGAUCUAGUAAUUUUGCUUCAGUUCCCCACAUUCCGGAACCUACAGCCAUUCAGGAACCUCUUGUUGGAAGCCAAAAAAGAAAAGCAAGAAAAAAUAAAAUAACACAUCUUGUACGGAAUGAGGAGUGUCAGACUUCUUCAGGAGAUCAGACUUUGGGUAAGACUGUUUUGGAUAAAUACUGAUAUAUUUUGUUUUCAUUCUGUAGUUUGUUUUUAAAGUAGAACACUUGCACAGUGAGAAUUCAUAUAGAGUAUAUCGAAAGAAGGUGUGACUUUGCAACCAACUUUCACUACACCAGGUAAAAUAACUAGAACUGCUUUUGUAUUUAAUUACACCUAACACACUGAUAUACAGAUACACACCCUAACACACAAAUACACACACUGGCACACAGAUAGAUACACACAUACACACACACACAAACACUCAGAUAUACUGACACACAGAUACACACACAUAUUGACAGAUACACACUUUGACACACAGAUACACACACUGGGAACUACACACAUUGGCACAUACACACACACUGACAGAUACACUGAGACAUAGACACACUGACACACAGAUAAACACUAGCACAAACACACAGUGACACAUACACACACCUUGACACACAGAUACACAAACUGGCAUAUACACACACAGAAACAUACACUUGCAGAUACACAUUGACAUACAGAUGCACACACUGACACAGGUACACACACACAUAGACACACAUAUGUUUAUUUUUGCAGUCACCCUCCUGUUCACUUACCUAUUUUCUGCAGGAAAAAAGUGCUGCUGGCUGAGGCUGGUGAGCCAGGUCGGCAGCUGCUCAGUCCUUGCUGCUCUCUCUCUCCCUCCACUCUCUCCGCACUUUGUCUGGAAGGAAGUGCUGUCACUUCCUCCCAGAAUCAUUACUAAAAGGGGUCCGGUUGCGGUCUUAGACGGCCGUGGAUCCUGAUUGACCCUUUGUUUAGCGAUAUUCAUCGGGUGGCCCUAAAUGCUUGGGCCACCCGAUGGGCAAAUCGCUUUGGUACCCCAAUUUUGUUCUUGCAGAGCGCCAGGGUUCCGCGGAACAUCAGAUGGGAAAGGCUGUUCUAGAGGAUAGAUGAGCUAUACAAAUGAUUGUAAAGAGGUGUUGGCGUGGUGUAAAAUAUCCUCAUAAGCCAAAAGUUUCAGCUGAAUGGUUAUUUGUACAUUAACAUUGUUUCCAUAUACAUCAUGGUUUACACAGGAAGCAUUCUCCAGUUAUAGUUUUAGUACACAAUGUUUGCUUAAAAAUUAACACUUGACUUUUAUUGAUCCAAACUAAAGGGAUCCUAUAACAAAGCCGUAUUCCUGGCACUCCCCCCUCCCACAGCCACUUACCACUUACCAAUUCUGUCCCUAGGUGCUGGGUCAGGCUCCGCCCACGCUCCUACCUCGCUGCUGUCAGCCAGCGCGGGAGACCUAAUGGGCAAGUGCGACAAUGGCCGCGCGCACAUUAGACCUCCCCAUAGGAAAGCAUUAUUCAAUGCUUUCCUAUGGGGAAAAUCUGACACUGGAGGUCGUCAUGCAGAGCGUGAGGACGUCCAGCAUCAAAUAACGGACCAAAAGUCCCCCUCCCACAGCCACUUACCACUUACCAAUUCUGUCCCUAGGUGCUGGGUCAGGCUCCGCCCACGCUCCUACUUCGCUGCUGUCAGCCAGCGCGGGAGACCUAAUGGGCAAGUGCGACAAUGGCCGCGCGCACAUUAGACCUCCCCAUAGGAAAGCAUUAUUCAAUGCUUUCCUAUGGGGAAAAUCUGACACUGGAGGUCGUCAUGCAGAGCGUGAGGACGUCCAGCAUCAAAUAACGGACCAAAAGUCAGUUUGGAAUCCAGAAGUGCCCAGUGGCUGUCUGGUAGACAGCCACUGAGGGAAGACUUAGAGCUGCUAUAUAAGCAUUGCAGUUCUCUUGAACUGCAAUGUUUUACAUUGCAGCACUAAGUGCAAUAGGGGCACUGCACCCAGACCACUUCAAUGAGCUCAAGUGGUCUGGGUGCCUACAGUGUCCCUUAAGUCAACGGACAGCAUUCCAAAAUUUGUUUAGCAAAGCACUAACACAUACGCAAACAGAUGCCUUCAUUUAACUUCAAAUUGAAAGAAAACAGUAUCAACUAUUUUCACUUAAUUUUUUUAAGCUUUGUCUGGAUUUAGAAUUUGUCUGUUUAAUCAGAUGAAAAUUCUGGGCACUUAAUACUGUUUGAGUCAGUAGGUUUAGUAUAGAGGUGGAUACACAUAUGAUUAUGUUUACUCACAAAAAAAGACAAUGUCAGGAUGGCAAUGGCAAUCUUCAAUAUACCGUAACCAGAUGGAUACAUUUGAAUAAAAUGUGGUCUUCUUGUACAGAAAUUGCUCCUCAAAGUCCAACGUGAACAGCUUAGCGUAGCAGAGUGACGUGUUUGCACCUAUCGCAUUUCCCAGCACCUGCUCAUAACAGAGCAUGAGAUAUCAAAAUAAACUAAUGUUCAGGAUGAUUUCCAGAAGUGUGGAGACAAAGGAACUUACUGUCUGGUCAGGUAGUACUUCCCUUAGCUUUUUCCGGACUACAGAGACACCGUCUUUUUUAUUACAUAUUUAAAAGGUUUUCAUAAAAUUGAGUCACAGUAAUGUUUAAGAUUUAUUUGGUCUUUUGCACAUGGGAGAUUUUAAAUAUACCCCACGGUUAAGUGAUUCUAAUGACAAACACUAAAUGCAUAUGGCUUUUCAAUCACUGUUAACAAGUGGUGUUUAUAUUUUAUGCAGAAGAGAAAACAAACACAGACACUUGUCAGGAGCUUUGCAACAAAGAGGGGAACUGCAGAGCAGAAAGUUUGAUCUCUGGAAAAGCUGAAGAGAACCACAGUAUAACACAAGAGAUGCCAACUGUAUCUGCAUUCUUUAGUCUGGCUGCUCUGGCUGAAGUGGCAGCAAUGGAAAAUGUUCACAGGUUAGUACUCCUUUCCAUCAUGGAAAUUAUGUGUGGCUUUGUCUAAGAUUCCAGUGAAAGUCAUAUAGUAAGUAGUUAUGUCUGGCAUUCCAUUUUGCUGUGUAAGCAGAACACUCUUCAGAAAGGAUUUGUCUACCACUGAAUUCAAGAGGGUUUAUUGUCAUUUAUAUAAGCAUGUUGGGCAAUCUAAAGGGAUUCUAUAGUGUUAGAAAUACAAAGUUAUAUUCCUAACACUAAAGUGCCCUAGUGGCUGUCUGAGUGGCUGGUGACUAUAGUGUCUCUUUAAUGACAAAUUGCUAAUCCAUUUGAAAAUCAGAACACAGUGAUUCCCUUGUCUAUAUUAACUCUUUAGAAGCAGUUGCCAAAAAUAUUUGGAAAACAAAUAAAAGGGUUUUGUGUGAUUUUUGUUUUUUCAUCUUAAAGCAUUCUGAAGAAUCAGCAGAUAGAUUCCGUAGUAAUUUUCAUAUUUGUAUAGCUGUACCAUUUGAGUUUAAUGAUGUUUUUUUUUUUUUUAACUAAACACAAAUUGUAUUGAAUGUAAAACUGAAUUGCAACAUUUUGUCAAAAUUAGUUAAUUUAGCAAUUUAGUUUUGUGUGUUGCAAUCCAAUUAACAAUUCAUUACAUUUAGUUGUUUAGUGACUGAUAAACAACUUCUAAAAAGUGGCUUAAAAAAAUCAUUGUAUGAUUUUAAUUUUCCACUAGAUGGGGCUAUAACAGAUCUAAUCUUUAAUUUAAACAGAUAGCGCAGCAUCUUAGACUUAUGCUAAAAACUACUAAAGUAAAAAACGAAAGUAAAAGAUAGCUUAUGUUUAGUCUUUUUUAAGUUUCAUUUUACACUUGCAUACCUCCUAACAUUUCAAAUGGAUAUAGAUGGACACUUACAUUUUAGAUGAAAUGUGACCAGUUUCUGCUGUUUUGAGAACUUUUAGGUGACUUAUUAAUAUCAAUUUAUGCAACUAAAAUUUAGUUUAGAAACAAUUCUCUAUAAAAAGUUAUAAUUUUUUUUGUUCUAUACACAUUUAUUGACUUAUUACUGUGAAAAUUAUUGCUGUGGAGCUCCAUUAUACAUUCAGACACACCAACCAUAUGGAGCUUCUAGAAAAGAGGAAAUUAGGAUAGAGGGAUAGGGACACUUGGGAGAUACGCACUACAGCCAGAGUAUAUGAUAUACAAUUAUGUUAAUCCCCAGGGCACACUUUGUGCAAGAGCUGUAAGGGUGCACACCAUAGUACAGCACUGUGCAAAAAAGCCCACAUGUACAUGUACUCAAUCAUACAGGAUUUUAAGGUAAAAUAGCUGAAGCUGAUAAAUACUACAAGCCAGAUAUUCUUCCCAUUCAGCUAUUUGGGGAAAAAAAAUUGAAUUCCCAGCAAUUCUCCCUUCCGUGAAUAACCCUGUAAUUGAGAACAUAUACAGGAUCUGGCUGGAAGAAGUCAAGCCAUUGUUAAUAUUACGAGAACGGUUUCUGCAACAUCAAUGUAACCAGGCAGCCAAGGAGAGUGUAUUGGAAUGCGCAUGCAUGAACAAUGACAUCUUCACUGUGCUAGUCAGUGGGAGUGCUAGACGCUUUUGAGUGAACAUGUGUAUUAUGUGGCCGUCACAUUCAAAAUGAUUAAGGGAGUAGAGCAACAAAUCUGCAUAAAAUUUUGCUUUGCGUUCAACAUUCCUCCGCGGAAACUAAUUGCAUGAUGCACAAGGCGCAAUUAAAUGUGUGGCACAAGUGCUUGAAAGAUGGUUGAGAAUCUGUUAAGUUUUGGAACCCUGCAACUUCUGGCUCUUCCCAAAACUAAAAUCACCUUUGAAAGGGAAGAGAUUUCAAUCCUUCGAUAAGGUUCAAGUAAAUACGAGGCAGCUGGUGGCGAUUCCAUCAAUGGGUUUUGAACAGUGGAAGAGAUGCUGAGAAAACUAUGUGAGGUCCCAAGGUACCUACUUUGUAGGGAACUGAGGCUUCAUUGUCCUAUGUUUAUUGUAUCUUCUAUCUUGUCUUAUAAAUGUCUCUAUUUCUCAUAUUACAUUCCUGGAUAGUUUUGGGACAGACCUUAUAUAUUAUGUGUAUGUAUGUGUGUGUGUGUGUGUGUAUAUAUAUAUAUAUAUAUAUAUUAGAAAAGUAUCAUCACUCCUGGAUUACAAAAAAGGGUUCUUCUUUAUUCAAGAAAAUCCAAAAUAUUGAUGUUUCAAUUCGAAGAUCUGCAGCUAAUGUCUUGGUGCCGGAUACCACAGGACAAAUUCAAAGGUCUUGUAGAUUCUAUGUCUUUACACAUGAGAGCUGUUUUAGCAGCACGAGGGGGACCUAUACCAUAUUAGACAGGUGGCUUCAAUUUUGUGGCUUAUCAUUUUUUUGGGAGAAAUAUUUAAAUCACUGAUGGAAUAAACUAUACAUUUAUUCCAUUUAGUAUAUAGACAUAUUAUUACAUAGCAAUGCCCUUUCUGUGCUCCAUACUAGCCUAGUCAAACAUAGUUAAAUAUUAUGUCGGUCAUAAUGACGUCAGACCUAAACUUGGGCCUAUACAUGUGGCCCUGACAAAUUUAUGUCAGAUCCAAAUUUAAGCCUACACAUGUUGUUAGCCUUUAUGGUACUGCCUUGAUAAUAAUCUGUUUUAUUUCACUGUCACCACUUACAUUCUCUUAGCCCUUUCUGAGCUGCGCACAGGCCUAGUGCAUCAUACUUUAAAAUUGUCAGACAUAAUUAUGUCUGUUAACUACUGUAUGAAGUUGCACUAGUUCUUCUGGUGAUACGCUAAUUUACAGUUUGUUUAAUAUUACCGUAUAUACUCGAGUAUAAGCCGAGUUUCUUGGCACAUUUUUAGUGCUGAAAAAGCCCCGCUCAGCUUAUACUGGAGUCAGUGUCUGUAUUAUGGCAACUUACAUUGCCAUAAUACAGACCAGGACCGCCGGGCUCAUUACAAGCCCGGCGGUCCUGUUGGAUCCUGUUGGGGGCCGGCAGGAAGCAUUUACUUACCUUUACAGCAGCUCCUGUCAACUCUGUGCAGCUCCCCCGUUCAGCUCACAGUGUAAGUCUUUCGAGACCCACGGCCGUCAGACCCGCUGACCGUGAGACUUACACUGUGAGCUGAACAGGGCAGCUGACAUGAGCUGCACGGAGCUGACAGGAGCUGCUGUAAAGGGAUGUAAACGCUUCCUGCCAGCCCCCCCACUGCACAACCCAUCCACUGGACCGCCAGGGAUUGCCAUAGGUAUUAAGCAGGGAGGGGGGACAAAACAUUUUUUUUUUAUAAUAUUAAAAUAAAAAAUAAAUAAAAAAUAAAAUAAUAAUAUUAAAAAAUAUAUAUAAUAUAAAAAUUUCAAAAAAAUAUUAAAAAUAAUAAAAAUGCCUUCCUCCCACCCAGUUUACACACACUACACAAACACACACUCUGCAUUAUUUACACACAGAGUGUGUGUAUAUAAUGCAGAGUGUGUGUGUAUAUAAUGCACACACUCUGCAUUAUAUACACACACACUCUGCAUUAUAUUCACAUACACUAAUACAAACUGCAUUCAUUUUAUACACACACUACACAAACACACACACACACUGAAUUCAUUAUAUACACACACUGUAAAUAAAUAUUCAAUUCAUGUAAUUUUAUUGGGAUCUAAUUUUAUUUAGAAAUUUACCAGUAGCUGCUGCAUUUCCCACCUUAGGCUUAUACUCGAGUCAAUAAGGUUUCCCAGUUUUUUUGUGGGAAAAUUAGGGGCCUCUGCUUAUAUUCAGGUCGACUUAUACUCGAGUAUAUAUGGUAUUAUUAUUUUAUUUCUAUAGCACCAGCAAAUUCUGUAGCCCUCUAAGGCCUCUAACACAUGGUGCAGGCAUUCGAUUCGAUAACUGAAUGUUUUCUUUGUUUGCUGGCCCCAUCCGGCCCACAUCGAAUUUUACAAACUUGCAUACAUUCACUUUACAUUCAACCUCUCAGGUUCCUUAUGCGGUGUGACCUCAUCAGCAUUUUAGAAAUGGUUAACAUCUCUGCCAUCUGCAAACAGCAUGUUUUCUCUGUUACACUAAUUUGUUUCAAUCGUGUCAACCGCAUUUCAACUGGUCCGGGGAUUGUAAUUACUUUUACUGUCAUAUUCAUACGAUCCACAUACAUUCAAUUUAUCUCAUGCAGUUAUGUUUAUUAAGCAAUAAAGUUAUAGUUUAUGCUAAUAUUACCAUGUUAUUCUAUGAUUAUUCUAGCAUGUGCCGAUGCCUUUUACCUUAUUCUUCUAGGCUAAUUAUAAGUAUUUAUCAGACUCCUAAGAGUUCCAUAAGUAUGUCCUUUAACCAUAUGUUUUAUAUCUCAUAUCUAUUCUUAUUUCUGGUAUAUGGCCAUCAAAAUCACUAAACCUUUUCACCCACUGUUGCAUUCUAGAGGCAUGGGCCUCAGUUCCCGUUAUGACUCGGUCUGCAGACAACAUGAUUAUUUGGAUCAGUGGGUAGGUAUUAUAUUAAGUGUAUAAGAGUUUACAUACGGUCUCUAUUCUGUUCAACAUUUCAUACACUUGAUGUUUAUUAGUAACUUUGCGGUUUCAUCAUAAACAUAACUCAGUCCUAUACAAAUGUUACACAACUACACAACCUUUUUCUGAUUCGCAUCCUACCUAUCACCCGCAUUAAUCGCAACACAGAUAACGCAGCAAUCCUGGAACGCUAGACCCAAUCGGUCCUUCCCACCCCCGCUGGUUUAUACGCAUAUUUCCUACACGUAGUCCUCACUAAGAAUUAUCAUGUUUGUUCACAUGCCUGGCAGUCGGCAACCAACCUCGUCCUAUUCCGGCAACUCUUUUGAGUAUUUUCCAUUUCAUCUGUUUUACAGGGAUUGCAUACUACCCCUUUAUGCUACUUGUUAUCAAGAAUGCACCUAUCCUUGAGGCCCUCAUUAGGCAUUCUCCUCGAGUAACUGUAAUUCCAUCAUCACCUACAUUAUCUUUACCUCACAUUAAGCACUUUGGUCCAACUGCAUCUAUUUGGGUGGUUUCAUUAUCCCCUUCAUAGGUCUCAGAUUGACACUGUGCACAUAGCUAAAGUUGUAAGUAUAUAUGAUUAUAUUGGUCUUGUUUCAGGUCCUAAGCCUUUACACUUGGCAUUACUAGGCCCUCUGUGGUCGGCAUUAUGACAUACCCACCCCUCACUUGGGCUUUGCAUAAGUACUUUCCUGCUGCAUGGGGUAUAUAUAUAUAUAUAUAUAUACAUACACACUAUUCCUUCUAACAACAUUUCAUUACAUCACUUAGUUUCGCUAGGCCUAAACCAACCAGCCUAUAUGGCCCUAUCACAGCCGGUGACACUCACUAGAAAAUUAAUCCCUCAUUCUAAGGUAAAUGUACAGAAUAUCGGUAAGUUAUCGGCUAUCGGCCUGAAAGUUCACAGAUUAUCGGUAUCGACUCUAAAAAAAUCAAUAUCGGUCGAUCCUUAACACUUAAUUCACUAAUGCACAUAAUUUCGAUAUGAGUUGUUAGAUUAUAACAGAAUUUUGAAGUGUAAUAGAAAGAGAAAGUAGGAGGCGGAUUAAUUACAAUACAAUACACAAUCUUGUAAUACACAAAAAUCAUGAAAGCACAAUCAUAAGAACAUUUUAUAUUAGAUUUACCGACUCAAAAUGAGUAAAAAAAUAAAUUUAAACUAAAUGGAAAGGAUUAAGAUAAUUCUUGUUAAUAUUCUUUUUUUGUGUGGCAGGACUAAAAGGACAUAUAAAAAUUAAAUUAUCAGACUCAGAACAGUUAGUCAACAAUUCAGAAGAGCUAGCUUUCUGACAGUUUCAGGCAUGUUUAAAACUUAAAAGAACGCUAUAGUCACCAAAACAACUUUAGUUUAAUGAAGCAGUUUUGGUGUAUAGAUUAUGCUCCUGCAGUUUCACUGCUGAAUUCUCUGCCAUUUAUUAGUUAAAUCACUUUGUUUAUGCAGUUCUAGGGGAGGUGUGGCAAGGGUUGCAUGGACUCCUAAAUGGCAGAGAAUUGAGCAGUGAGACUUCAGAGGCAUGAUAUAUACACAAAAACUGCUUCAUUAAGCUAAAGUUGUUUUGGUGACUAAUAACCUCAUAUCACUGGAAUACUAAAUGACCUUAUAUCAUCGCUAGUUGUUUUGGUGACUAAAUACCUCAUAUCACCGAUUCUGAUAGAUCUUCUUUAAACAAAAAGCUAACUAUUGAAUUCACUAUUGAAGAAGUGAAUUGAGCUAUAUCUAAUUUUGAAAAGUAGAAACCCCAGGUCCAGACAGUUAUAAUAAUCUUUUUUUAUACGUUUUUAAAAGAUCAAAGAACCCCAUAUCUAACAAACCAUUUUAAUUAUGCGACCCAAGUAGGAUCCUGUCACGAUUACUAUGUGACCCAACAUUCAAAUAAACUAGGCAAUGGUCAGGAUAAGUAGGGAAAGUCAAAAACAAUAGCCAAAGUCAUUAACCAGAAAUACAAUACCAAGAACGCGCUCUCUGACAACCAACAAGUGGAAGACACGACAGGGCACUGAGAAAAGGCAUUACACGGUUUAAACAUGCCUCUCAGUGCUGUGAUUGGUUAUUACAUGGCCCUUGAACCCAAAACGUGUGUGUGUGUCAAUAUCGUGACGUCACGCGCACGCCGUCGCCAUCUUUAAUGUGGGCUGGGACCCGCCUUCAUGGCACUCCACCGCGACCCAGGAAAGUUAUUUUUUCCCUUUUCGGCGCGACCGCCCUGCUCAUGUGCAGCCUGAUUAUUGCGGCCGCCCCGAUACUUCUAAGUAACUCUCUGAUCGGCGCAGCCGCACUGAUCAGACGCGGCUGCGUCGAUCAUAGCCCUUUGUGCCCUGACAUAUCCUUCAUGGAGGAAGUGACCAGAGAAAACAUUUUACUCAUUUUAAAACAGAAAAAGUGACCACUGAUGUACUGAAUUAUAGAGCUAUAUCCCUUAUCAAUGUUGACAGUAAACUCUAUGCUGCUAUUUUAGCUGCAAGAAUCAAGAAAGUAUUACCAGUUAUUAUCCAUUCUGAUCAAAUAGGCUAUAUCCCUGGAAGAACGUCUAAUAUUCGAAGAACUAUAAACAUGUUAGAUAAUGCUUUUAGGGAAAAGGUUCCACUGUUGACCCUGUUGGUCGAUGCUGAGAAAGCCUUCAACAGGGUCAACUGGAGCUUUAUAGGUGCUACAUUAGAACGUUAUAGAUUAUGUGGCUAGAUUAAGAGAGUAAUAAGGGCAUUUUAUGUUAACCCUUCAGCACGUACAAUGGGUCCAAAUAUCUGUUCUCCAUGUUUUGUUUUGUUUUUGGGUUUUUUAUAUGGUACCUGUCAAGGAUGCCCUCUCUCCCAUUUAAUAUCAAUUAAACCUAUAGCAAUUAAUAUAAGAAACAACUCAAAAAUCUUUGUAUAAAAUAUUAGAGGAAGAAUUAAAAAUCAGUCUUUAUGCAGACGAUAAAUGUAAUAAAUGCAUAUGUGAUCCCAAAAUGGGAGUAUAUGUUUCAAAUGCUACCGUUAAAUAUACCAAACAGUUGGCUUGAAAUGAUUCAAUAUAGUUUUAUGCAGUAUAUAUGGAAAGGUAGAAAAUCAAGAUUAAGUCAAUGAAAGCUAGCCCAAAAUUUAGAUACAGGAGGAAUUGGUUACCCUAUCAUUAAUAAUAAUUACUUAGUCUCCAUUUUGCUGCACAUCUAUAGGAUGCAAUUAAGCACUAACACAGAUGAAGGUAGGUAUAAAAUGGAAGUGAAACCAGGAGAAGAUACAGAUUUUAAACAGUCUGGUAUAGGAUACAAAUUCUGCUAAAACGACCUAUUCUAAUUUAAUGUUAUCGCAACUGCUGAAAAAUGGGGGGGGGGGGCAAAAAAACUUCACUGCUUACUGUUUACUAGACAUGCCCCUACUCGCGGUAUAGCGAGUAGUGGCAGCAUUAACUAAUACUAAGUAAUCUUUACUUAGUAUUAGUACAUUUGGCUGAAAGACCAAUGUAGGGCUUUCAGCCUUUUGGUAGAUAACUCCCUAAAUCCCAUGGUAUCAGGGAACUAUCUACUAAGCGGCUGCAAGAUCUGAGUUUCAUUCAUAUGAAUGAAAUUCCGAUAUGAACAAAGCUCCAAAAUGUGUCUUAACACAAAUGGAGAAACUGUUCACAUUCUGUUAGGACGAAAUUCAGUAGUUUCGCCAGCGUUCUGUCUAAGUGACAGGACGUUCGGGAAUACUGACAAGAAGCAUCGCAAGAUCACUGAUCAAAGGUGAGAAUUGUGGGAAAUGCUUUGAUCACCGGAAACGAAGCACACUUUGCUCCUCCGCUGGUCUGAGAUGGUCAGGCGUAGGAAAUCUCCAUAAGACAAAGUAGGGAUGCUUUAAACAAAAGUAGAGCAGAAAGAAAUAAAUGAAGAACAGAUCCUGACAGAGGGAGAGAAGAGGAAUCGAUUAAAGAAAGGUAAGUUUGGCAUGACAGUGCCGCUUAAAAAUAUAUGUAUCCAAGUAUCCUAUUGGUAUUGAUCCUGAUGAAAGUCCCGUUUGGUGGACUGAAACGUUAAUUGUGAUUUUUUUUUUAAUAUGAAUUAAUAACGACUAGAACUUUUAAAAUACGUGAAUGCUGCUACCUCUUUGGAUACUUGGAUAAUCAAGCCCUGGAUUAGCACCCGGCACACAAGGGACAACAUAGCAUGAGUGCAGGAAUUUUUUCUUUAUAUUUUCCAUGUAUUUAAUAUCUUUUCUUUCUUGCUCUGGAUCUCAAUAUCUUGUGUAAGUCCCUACUUUUCCUAAUGUGUUUUAUUAGAACUACAACACUCGAAAAAAUUAAAAACAGAUUCAGACACAGGUAACUAUGUAGAAUCAGAUUACAUAAACUAUAUUUUUGGUGACACAGCCGCUUUAAGGGGAUGGAGGGUUGAGAAUGGAUAUAUUUGUUGAGACUCGAGGACUGCAUAUCACCUAAAAAAUUUACUACAAUAUAAGGAUGCCCCCUCAUCCUUUGGUAGUGGCUUGGUGCCCCACUAAGCCACCAUAUAUAUAUUUUUGCCCCUUACCACAAACACUGGGGUAUUUUCUGGAAUCUUCCUAGUUAUAAUACCCUUCUUCUCAACACAUACGGGAAAGGAAGAGAUAAGAAUUAUCCAGAUAUGUUGUACAGGAGACAAUAUCCUGUUCAUUUGGUAACACAUUGCACUGUAUUACAAUACCUCAGAAAUUGAAAGAACCAUAACUCGCAUUCAAUAUUAAUAUGGGGUAAUCAUUAUCUAGCAGUGAUCCUUAACUAUGCAGUGAAACAAGAGAUGGCUGUCAGGCUAGCUCCAGUUUUAAGGUAACUAUCUUCUAGAAAGAUAUGGAGGAAACAUGAAACGUGGAUGUAAAAAUUACCACUUAUAUAUAUGGAUAUUGUCAUCCCAAUUCAUACUAAAGGAUAUAUAACUCAACAUAAUGCAUGCUUUACAAUGAAAGUGUUAAACCUGUGAACAAAAUAGGAACAAUAGAAACCUUGACAGCUUUCAAACUCAGUAAGGCCCUUCCUUAUAGAUAACCAAUGAGUACGGAACUUUUGAGUGUGAAAAGUAAGUUUUCCAUCCCUGUCUGUAUAAUAUGUUGAGUCAACAAUGGAUUACAUUAUAAACGUUUUCUGUGGAGAUAUUUUUCUCAGAGACGUUUAUUCCUGGCUUAGUUUAAUUAUGCAACCUCUGCCGGGAUUGUUGGAUGGGUAUUUGAUAAAUGUACAGAUAUUGUCAUUCUGUAAAACUGUCAAGUGUCAUGGCUUUUUUAUUAGCAGAUAUUAAUUUAUUAUUUUGGUUUUGUUUUAUUUUUCUUGUAGGAGUCCAAGAACCACUCAUUCUCGGGAUGGACAGAAGAAAGAAAUGCCUCAGACUGCUGUGCUAAUUUCUUGUGCUGACCAAUGA